CUGCUGCAGACCGUGUUCGAGUGGCAGUCCGAGUUCGACACGCUCAACCUGAAGGCGCAGCUGCUGCUGGAGACGUACUCGGACUCGAGCAUCUGCAACCAGUUCACGCAGCUGUCGGCGCGCUACACAAGCCUGCUGUCGCUGGCCAAGGAGGUGCUGCAUGCACUCGAGCAACACUACCAGGAGCACCAGCAGCAGCAGUGCAUGUACGGCGAGGUGUCCGAGCUGCUCGACAGCACCCAGGAGCGGCUGCGCGAGCUGCAGAAGCCCUCGGCCACUAUGGACGACGCCGAGUCCCGUCUCAGGAGCCUCGACCUGCUCUGGGCGACGUUGCAGCAGGGCCGAAACAAGGUGUCUUACAUGAUGGAGCUUACAGACAAGGUGAUUGAAACAACAUCUGCUGAAGGCGUCAAAACAAUCCGCGAAAGUGCCGACAACACGUCUGCUGAGUUUGAGCGCCUGCUCCAGGAAGUCUCCGCCGUGCGCUCCGCGCUCUCCGAGCAGUUGUCAGCCCUCGGAGAGCUUGCCCAGGAGCUUCAGCAGUUUGAGUCAUGGCUUAGCGAAGCCCGGGCACAACUUGCCGAAGCCAAAUCCGGUGCAGAACAGGCCUCUGGUGCAGUGGAAAAGAAGACGCGUCUCGACAAGAUCAAGGCUAUCGCAGCCGACGCCGCCUCCAAGUCUGGCACGGCGGCGAGCCUGGAGAAGCGACUCCAGGAAACAAAGCAGCUGAACACGCCGGAACGUAAGAAGAUGAUCGCAGACUUCUCCGAACUCCAGAAGGAAGCCGAAGAGCUGGCCGCCCGCCUGGAAAAGGAGGUGGAAGCGCUGGAGCGGCAGCGAUCCAUCCACGCCCAGGCCGUUCAGUGGCUGAAGGAGGCCAAGCUGAAGCUGCAGAAGUGUUCUGAUGCAACGGGCAGCCAGGCCGUGGUCCGCGAGAAGGCAACCCAGCUUUCGAAACUCCGAGAAAGCCUGCCGACCGGAGUUGCUCUCGUGAAGGACGUAGCGCAGUGCACGGAGGAGGUGUCCCCGUGCCUGAACCAGUCCGGCAAAGAACGGCUCCAGGAGAACCUUCAGGAGCUACGCCAGGACUUGGAACAGCUCGAGCACGGCGUCGAGGAUGCUCAGGACUCCCUCGACGAGUGCCUGCAGUGCUGGGAGCACUUUGGAGAGCUGUAUGGUACAAUGUCCCAGUGGCUGUCACAGUUUGAAGGAAAUGCCAAGCCUGCCCUGGCAUCUACUGCAGUUGAUGCCGACCACCUGAAGCAGCUAAAGGCUCUUCUGGAAGAAGCUUCUUUCCACAAGCCCGACAUGGAGGAGAUGAACGAGGAGUGUGAACGGCUUCUUCUGCUCAGCGCGCAGACACCAGUUCGAGACCAGGCUGUCAAGUUGUCCACGCUCUACACUUCCCUCGUGGCGGCUCUCCAGGAGAAUGUCACCAAGCUUCAGAGAACCCUGGGCAGCCAGGAGGAGUUCGACAAGGCCAAGCAGAAGUUUGUCCAGUGGCUGGAAGCCGCACAGAGAAAACUCAACGCUGCCAAAGAGCCCGGCACGGACUUGGCCACCGUGCAGAAGCACCUCGCAGAACUCAAGGAACUUCAUCAGAGCCUUUCUGAAGGAAAGCACCUGUUUGAUGUUGUAACUGAGGCUGCCAGCAAGAUGCAAGGCGGCCUCUCUGAUGUUAGCCAGGGUCCUAUUCGCUCUCAGGUGGAUAGUCUACGUGACCAACUAACCACGCUCGAGCAACUGACGAGCGAGGCGACCGGCCGGCUGGCAUCGCUUCAGUCCCGCUGGCAAGAGCUGAUGCAGGGCGCCGACACCCUGAAGGUGUCGCUCCAGGAAGUCGAAGAGUCACUGAAGGAGCGACCCGUGUCGGGCGGAGACCUUGUCCAAAUCCGCUGCCUUGUUGAGCAGUACAAGCACACAGCCCGAAACCUGGAUGACUACAAGCAGAAGCUGAAGGAGCUUCGAGUCGAAGCGUCCGAAUUGGCCGAGAAGACGGACGGCGGGGAUGUGCUCCCCGUGCUGCAAGAAAUGGCGAAACAAUUGGAGUCACUUCAAAAGAAGUGUCAGGCUAUUCUGGACUCGCUGGAGUCGGAACUGCACGAUGCCCAAAGCUACCAAAAGGCAUUACAGGAGGCUGAGAAGUGGCUUCUGCAAAUGUCGUUCCCAGUAAUGGCUCAACACUCGCUUCAGGUGCUCAACAAGCAGCAGACGCAAGAACAACUUGACAAGUACAAGGGCAUUCUGGCGGAGGUCAAGCAGUACCAGUCCACCCUUGAUGAUGUGAAGGCCAAGGGUCGGGGACUGGUCAACCGCUACAAGAAAGAUGCACCCCAGCUGGAACAGCAAGUGCAGUCUCAGCUCGACAACAUUCAGGAGAGCUACGAUGCAUUGCUGACUGGUGCAAACCAAGUCCUGGCUCGUCUCGAGAGUGCUCUGCAGAAGUUCAUCAGCUACGAGACGAUGCUCGAGGUCUGUGACAAGCUGCUGGAGGAACUGGAGCCCAAGAUUUCCGCGCUCUCUGAGGACACUCCGAAAACAGCUGAGGCCUCCAAGAUCAAGCUGGAAACUUGCAAGGGCAUGCUCUCCCAACUCACCGAAGCGAGGACCCAGUUCCAAGAGGCCAUUCAGGGCUGCAUUGAGGCAGUGUCUUCAGUAAGCAGGCCGUCUAGCCCGGAGGUGGCUACGGUCUUCAGUGUUCCAGAACAGGAGGCCAGCAUCAAGAUACGCCUCCAGGACAACAUUGAGCAGUUGGAGGCCAUCGCUGCCCAACUGGAGGUUCAGCUCAGAGGCUUUGAGGAAGCCGGACGCAAGCGAGCUGCUAUCGAGGACUGGAUUGUCGAGAAGCAGUCCACUGUUACGCAAUUGGGGAGUGCGAAGUUUCCUCCGCAGACACUGGCACUGCAGGCUCAACUUAGGCAGCUUGAGGACAUCAAGCAUGAGGUUUCUGAAAAGUUGACAGCCGUGGAUGCCCUGGAGCUGAAGUCGGGAAUGCCAGGAGCAAGUGAGGCUGCUCUGCGUGACCGUCUCCACCAAUUGGAAGCACAGGUCUCCCAAGUGGCAAGCGCCAGAGCUACCCAGCUGGAGACUCUGGAAGAGUACAACACCCUGGCUGGCCAAGUGGACGUGAGGCUGACCGCUGUCGAGUCGUCGCUGGACAGCACGCAGCGGCCGACAGUUGGCGACGCCAAGCAACGCUUGCAGACACUCAAUGUUUUGCUGGACGAGGUGACCAGCAUUGGCGGCGAUGUAGCUGACCUCAGAGGCAAAAUUGCCAUUCUCACCAAGUGUCUCGAGCCAGACGACAAGGCCAAGUGUGACGACCAACUCAAGUGCCUUGAAGGAAAGUGCGACGAGCUGCGCAAGCGGAUACUUCGCAGGACCAAGAGCUUGGACCUGAUCCAGAACGGACUGGACGCCCUGUACUCCGAAGCGGCCACCACGGAAAAGUGGCUUCAGGAGAAGCAGGCCUCCCUUGAGCAGCUGCCAAACCCUGGCUACCAGAGCACUAGUGUCGAAGCGGCACUGCAGGGAAUGAAGGCCGAACAGCGGCAAGUGGAGAACAAGCGCGCCGUGGUGCAGGACUUUGAGAAGCGCAUCGAGUCCUUCUCGCACGAGCUGGACAGCUUGGACGCUCAGCAGCUCGAGCAGAUGAUGCAGGACCUGAAGACACGCUUUGCCGAUCUCCUCAACCUUCUCGCGUCGCACACAGACAGCCUGACGGAGCUGCUCAACAAGACGUGCCGCCUCGACGACGAGCUGGAGAUUGUGCGGCAGUGGCUGCGCGAGAAGGAACAGGACCUGCGGAGGGUCGGGGCUCCCGCGCAGGACGCCAACGAUGCCAGGAACCUUCUUAGUUCGGUUCAGGCGCUGCAGAAGGAAGUGAAAAACUUUGAAGAAACCAGGCUGGCCGGACUUGUAAAGCUUGCAAACGACCUUGAGCCUGGCUGUGAGCCUGAGGACUGCGCAGCUUUACAGAAGCUUGUUCAGGAACCCCUUGAGAAAGUCAAGGAGCUCCAGCAGAACCUGGCCGAGCGUCUGAAGCAGUUGAAGGAGCUGGUUCAGCUGUACGACGAGUACCAGAAAGCUCUGUCGGCCGUCAAGUCCCUCCUGAGCGAGACGGAAGCGUCGCUGGCAGCCGACCUGCUUCUCACCACGAGCGAAGAGGUGAUUCGUGGACAGCUCGACACCCACCGUCGGCUGCAGGAGAGCGGUCGUCGCCUGCCUGCCGACCUGUCCAAGAUGCAGAAGCUGGCCUCCAAGCUUGGCCCAGCCGCUGGCGCCAACCGGGAGAUACGUGUUCUCAACGAGACCAAGGACAGACUGGACAAGCUGCUGUCUGACCGCAUCACUGCCUUGGAGGAGGCCCUUGCGGAACUCCAGCAGCAGCGCACCACGCUAAACCAGUGCAGCGAGGAGCUCGACGACCUGUGCCGGCGUCUCGAGGCGCUCGGCGGUCCGUUAGGCCCAGCCAUCCAAGAUGCAGAGGUCCUGCUCUCGGCACUACAGAAGGUGCAGACAGAACUGAAGGAUCUGCAAGGCCGCCUGGAGCGCAUGCAGGGACCCAGCCCCUUGUCCGAAGCUGUCGGGCGGCUGCUGGAGCGCUGCGAGGCCACCUUGCAGAAGACCCAGGGCCAACUGAGUCGUGCCAAGCAGGCCCUGUCCCUGCGGCAGCAGUACCACCAGCUGCGGGAGCAAGUGGCACAGGCCAUCGCCCGGCUCACCGACACAGUGGCCGUCCUCGAGAAGGCCAAGAAGCCUGCUGCCGAGAAGCUGCCCCAGUACGACAACCUGCUGGCCCAGGUUGCUGACGCCGAAGGUCAGCUGACCUCGGCCCAGGACAAGGGAGAAGCUCUAGCCGAGGAGGGGUCGUCGGCCGACCACAACGCCAUCCUUGGCGACCUGGGCAACCUGAAGAGCCAACUGGCCUCCCUACGCAAGUCUAUCCAGAACCUGAAGACACAGGAGCAGGGCCUGCUGGCCGAACAGGAACGCCAGCUGCAGGCCCUGGAGAAGACCCUUCAGGACCUGCGCGCAGACGAAGCACAGGCUCGAAGCCGUCCCGCAUUGACUAUGCAGCCUGAAAGCAUAGACGCUGAGCUGGAAAGCCACAAGGAACUGCAGCGUCAGUCUGAAGAGCACCUGGAGGAGGCACGCAAGUUGGAAGAGCAGCUGUUCAAGGAACUCCCCAGCGAGUUGCUGGCCAGCCGCGCCCAGGAGGAGCUGAGCGAACUGGCCCUGCUGCGGUCCACGCUGCCCCAGCAGUUGCAGGAGCGCGGGCACUACCUGGGCUGCGCCCAGGCCCUGCGCCGGGACUACUGGGCACAGCGGGAUGCCCUGGUAGACUGGCUCGACCGCGCCGAGCGUGUUGUAGCCGCCGCCAGGGAUGGCGUCGACCUGGAUGGCCUCGAUGCCCGCUGCAAGGAGCUCAGGGACGUCUGCUCGGAAACAGCUGGUUACAGCGAAUGCCUUCGUAGCCUGCAGGCACUGCUAACACAGAUACGGCCGACCAUGGACCCCGAAGCAUCGCUGCUGCCCGAGCAAGAACUCGCGACCCUCCAGCAGCGGCUGACCGCCCUCAGUGCCAAUGCUCGCGCUGCCCUCGACGCAGCGCAGAAUGACCUCGCCUCGUGGGCCAGCUUCGGCAAGCUCCGCGAGCAGCUCGAGGCGCUCCUGGCAACGCUUGAGCCCUCGGAAGAUAAGCCCGCCACCAUCCGUGCCCUGAGGAAAGCGCUGCAGUCGUUGGGACGUCUUCAGGAGGAGGCACAGCGCAGUCAGCCGUUGCUGGCACAGCUGUCCGAGGCAGCCCGAGUUCUGGAGAGGAAGUCUGGACCAGCCACUAGAGACCUAACUGGAAACCAGGCCAUGACCCUGAGCAAGCGAUGGCAAGAGGCCAUGGACGACAUACAGGCCCGAAAAGAGAGAAUGGCCAAGGCCCUGGCUGACUGGGAGGCAUAUUCGCAGGCUCUUGCCCGGGCUCGAACGACCCUUGAAGCUAGAGAACAUGACCUGGCGGCCAUUCAGCCACUCCUGCUCGAUGUGACCGCCGCUGAAAAUGCACUAGAGAGCCUGCUGUCUCAGGUGACCGGAGAGCCCCUGGGCGCACAGGUGGACGAGGCCGGCAGAAAAGCGGAGCCCGUGUUGUCUUACCUCGACUGGGCGUCGCAGCCGGCGGCCACCGCACUCAGGAACGAACUCCAGGCGCUGCGCGACCGCCACUCACAGCUGCAGAAGUCCAUUGAGCAGCAUCUGCAGGGUGUCCGUGAGGAGAGGGCAGCACAGGCUGCCUUUGAGGAGAAGGUCGCCUCCCUUCGGGAAGGCCUGCUCCAGAUGGAGAGGGACAUUGGCGCGGCCCCCACCUGCGGGGAAGAUGAGGACCAGGUCCAGAAGAACCUCCAGAUGCUCCGCGAGCGGCUCAGCUUCCUGGACCGGGAAGUGCGAGCCACGUCCCGGUCGGCCCACGAGCGCUACAGUGAGCGCCGGCAGGGCGUGCCGGACGUCGUGGAGCAGGCCCUGGCCUCCGUGGAGCUCCUCUCGGAGAACGUAAUGGCCGCUCUCGAAGGAAAAGAGCGGGAGUUCAAGAAGGCACGCACCGCGCGGGCUGACUAUUGCGAGGGCUCCAAGGCCCUGGCUGCGUGGCUCCAAAAGGCACAGGGAAUCCUGCAGCGCAAAGGAGACUCUCCGGAAGUCACCAAGGAGAACCUUGUGGCCCUCAAUGCCGAAUUACCCGGAGUACGCCGGGAUGCAGAGCGCCGUGUUGUCCAGAGCGGCAACCUUGUUGUCGAGUGCCUGGGUGACACGGAACAGGCCAAGUCAGUGCGGGCCACCAUCACUUCUCUCACAGACCAGCUGCAACAGGUGGAGUCGUGGAUCCGGGAGCGCCUCAGCGAGGUGGAAGACGCCCUGGAGGCCUGGGCCCGGUUCCUGCAACUCCACGAAGCACACAAGACGUGGCUGGACAUGAAGGAGCUGGCAGUGGCUAAGCGGGAGCCACUCAACACGCUGGCCGUGGCAAGGCAGUGCCUGUCUCAAUGCCAGGAGGUGAACCGGGACAUGGCAAGCGGCCAGGGCCAGCUGGCGGAGAUGAGCGGCCUGGUGCAGCGCAUUGGCCGCUCCUGCCACGUGGGACCGCUGCUGGAGAAGCUGGACGCGGCCGAGGAACGCCAACGCAACCUCGAGGGCCGUCUCGUCCAGGAGCUGGCUCUGCUCCAGGAGCUGGUCGAAGAGUGGGAACAGUGUGAACGCAAGGCUCGCGACUGCCAGUCAUGGUUGGAGCGAGCACGCUCUUCCCUCGAGGCACCUCAACUUCGGCGUAAGAGCCUGCGUGACCAGCUGGCCUUGCGUGAGAAAAUGCUGGCCGACCUUUCCAGCCAGCAGACCAAGAUGGCCAUGUCACUGGAGAAGCUGCGGGUGCACCUACGUGUCUGGGCUUCAUACUCACCAGAGGAGAACGCCAUGGUGGCCGCGGUGCAGGAGCUGUCACGGCAACUGCAGGGGCUGCAGGGGAAGCUGGACAGCCGCUGCCAAGAGUUGUCUGCCUGCCUCGCACAGGACGAGCAAUAUAGUCAGGACCUCCUUCACGUGAGGCAACUGCUGUCGCAAUCAGAGCACCGACUGAAGCUGGCCCUCGGGGCUAUCGGUAACACGCCUGCGGAACGCACUCUGAACCUCAAGCUCCAGGAGGCUCUUAAGGAUGAGGUCAGAAAGUACCGGCACCAAAUGACUCAGCUUCAGGACCACAUACGCAAACUGCACCAGCGACAGUUGCCCGAUGAGGUGCCGUUCAACGUCAGCACGGACACUUCGUACAAACGUUACGUCCGAUCGCCACGUGGCAGUGCCCGCCCUUCCCGGGAAGCCACGCCUGAGCCAGGACAGGCUUCCUCCAGCUUAAUGCCAGGCCUGGACUUCAGGGGUGCACCGUUCCUUCAGCUGCCACGAGGAGCACAUAGCUUGCCAGCCGAAAGCCACGAGCACUUCGAAGAAACCGAGCAGAUUCCCGUCACCCUCAUUGCCCCGGUGACGCAGAGUUUGCCUCCGGCAACAUCACAGGAGAGACACGUGAAGUCAGGCGCAGCCAAGUCCAGCUCCAAAGAUGGGUCGAGCCAACAGAAAAAUGUAGAUGGCAAAGUGCAACAGUCUCGGAGCACAGCCGACUCCAGGCAAGCAGAGAGCUCGGGCGAGCCAUCUCUGGCACCAAGGCCGACGUACGCGGAAAUCCUGUCUGGGAGAGCGAGUCCACAGCCGACUUUGGUCACAGAGUCUAGCGCCGACGAUGAGCCAGUUCAGCUCGAAGCCAGGAAGCCUCAUCCUGAAAAAGACAGCAGGCAGGAUGACAAGGAUUCCCACACUUCUGCAGUUCAAGUCCCAGUGACAGUGGAAACAGAGACUGCCGAAAGACUGAACGGAACGACGCAGCCUGUCGAAACGGUGCAGAAAGAACUGUUGUCGCCCACGGGCGAGUCUAAAAGGUUGACAUAUGCGCAAGUGGCCCGUAUGGGAAGCCCCGUGCCCGGCUAUGAAGGGGUUGAGUCUAGGAGCGAGCCAGUUGCCGGUGAGGACGUAUCAGGGGGAGUGCGCGAGUCGGGAGGUGUGAGCAAGGACGCGGUGGGGGUUGUGCCUCAGAGGACAGGUGCCGAUGAGAGUGGCGCGUGCUCGCCGGAGCAGCGUCAGGGCACCCCCUUGGAAGAGACGGCCAGCAAGAAAAAGGCCAAGAAAAAGCGCAAGGGGCUGCCUGAAGAGGCAAGCGCUCGGGAACCUGUUGGGGAAGGAGGGGGUGAAAAUGCUGGGCGCCAUUCCGACGGGUGCCUUGACCCAGCCUCCAAGGGGGCGGACGUAUCGAGUGAAACAAUCCCGAAGCUUUCCGGCCAAGCUCCGGGCUCGUUUAUGGACGUCCCCGCCGGCCAGGAGUACAUGGCGUUCUACCAGUCUAGACCGCAGACCGUUGUGACUCGAGAGCAGCAGCCAGACGGGACCUCUCAGGUGACUCGCACCACCACCAGGCUCGUCUCGGCAGUCAGCACAGGGCAGACAGGCGGUCAGCCGCAUCUGGGAACAGAUGGAGGUCACCAGCCUUGGCAGCUCUCUGAAUCUUUUAGAUCUCUUACAAGCCCCGAUGGCAUUCAAGCAUACACAGCGAAUCUGGAGCCUCAGGGGAGGUCAGAACAGUUGACUACGGUUAGCACUGUCAGCGGCACUUGGAGCUCCGAACACGGCAGUCCCAUGUGGGAGUCCUGGCAGUCCCAGCCAGCAGAAGGGCACACUCGUUUUGGUACUAGCUGGGUUGUAACACGUCACGACCGCAGUCCUUCCCCCAUGCCUUUCCUUGCAGCGGCAACGGAGAGGCACUCAACACAGGACACAACCGACACUCACCCGCAGGCAGUCACAGUGACUACCGGAGAGCUUGCUCCCACACUGAGCAGCCUGCCAGGAGAGCCUAGGGUACUUAGUGGCACAUCUGUUGAUGACGAGCUCAGGGCACUGUCAUCACUCGCCGGCAGGCAAGAACCCGCACCUGGUGAAGUCAAGCUGGUGGAGAGCGAGUUUAAGAGGGAAGUGGAACCGCUGAACCUGGUGUCUUCGAGGGUCGUGCAGGACACAGAGGAGAGGAAAACCAUCGAGCUGAAGUUCCAGGAAAAAGUUCAGCUUGUUCAUUACUCCUUCCAGCUUCCAUCCUUCGCGGAAUUUGUGCAAGCGCCAGAAGAGGACGCCCACGAGGUGAGGCCUCUGGACAACACAGACGUGGAAGGCGUUGCUGCAAGUGAAAUUCCCGGAGAGAAACAGACCACCACUGAAGUGUACAGUGUGAGGGUGCAUGAAUCUGAAAUGGACACCAGGAAGUUGAUGCAGAGGAUAGGUGCUCACGAAAUGGUAAGUGAUGGCGUGUCUACACAACGCAGUCAGGGUUGGACACCUGAUAGUGUCGUCAAGGGAAGUGCCAAAGUUUCUGCCAAACCUCCAGCUGAAACUGAAGAGCUCAAUACAAUGACGUCAAAGCAGAUGCCCAGUAUACACACCCUGCAGCAUCGGGAGAUAACACUCGACAAGAUGCAGGCAGUAACUGGUGAGGGCAUCACAAGCACUUUGGUUUUUCCAGCUGAUUCUGAGACUGAGACAUCUCAGUCUGAGAAACAGCGUGAGGUUGUCAGCCGCACUACCGUAACUGUUAGGCAGCUGUCACCCGGUGAAGGAUCGGCAGCUGCCGAUCCUCGCCACUUAUUCCCGAACGCCAAGUCCAUGAAGGAAACAGGUAAGGAAGGCCAGAAGGGAGAACCAAUGCUUGUGAGUCAAAAACCAGGCACCGCUGAGGUUGAUGCUGUGAUCAUGAAAGGUCGGGUCUCCAAAUCACCCACAACAAGCACGACACUUGCAACAAGCACAACAGACGUGGGCAGCACUGUUUAUGCCAUAAGCGCCGAUCUACUGUCCACAGUGCCGCAGCAACCGAUUAACGUGACAGCUCUUGAAGGACCAGAAAAGGCUCUGGAAAGGGCUAAUGGGCACCCAAAACAUCUCGAGCUCCAAAAGAUGGAAAGUCCACUCCCAUCAAUUACAGUCAGCAAGACUUUGUCUGGGCAGCAUGAAAUUGAUUCUGGGAAGCUCCCACUGUCCUCUGGGACUGGCGCAGAGCCUGCCGGGAAACCUUUGCUGUCUCAGCCUGAGCAAGGCGAAAGCACUCCAUUGAUGGCAAAAGAAACCGGGGAGCCUGCAAGCCUAGGAUAUGAUGAGCAAAAGACAACAGAUGAUGAUGCCCCCACUAAUGGCCAACCUAAGCAUCUGAAAAAGAGUUCCAAGCAAAAGAAGAAGGACCAUUCUCCGUCUCCCCAAGUCCAAGACACGAAAACAUCAAGCAAUCCGCUGGACAGGUUCGGCAAGAAAGUGAAGAAAUUUGCAAUGAACUUGUUCUCUGGAGACAGCAAGCAUCCCUCCGAUGUCACUCCUACAGAAGACGCCAAGAAAGAACAGCCUGUCCAGCCAGACGGUGAAACGAAGAAGGAGAAGAAGAAAAAAUCAAAAAAGAAAGGCAAGGCUCCCCUUCCCGAGCAACCCGCUCUUGUAACACCGUCAAGAGUAGAAACUGAAAGUGACAAACCUGAUGCCAUGCAACCGGCACCAACAAAGGAAACAGGUGAACCGCAACCCCUUCGAGAAGGCUUCAACAGUACCCUUACCACUCCUCGAGGUAAGACUCCGGCCGAUGUCUCUCGGCAGCUUGUCAUUCUGCGUGACGACAGUAAACAACCAUACAGUGUGACCACGUCUGUUGCGCUUGAUACCAAAGUGCCUGCUGUGAUGCCUGGCAGUGCACAAGCUCCAGACAGUGUGACGCCAGCCGUGCAGAACGAUAAGCUGCAUGAGGCAGAGACCGACCUCACAGUUCACAUCAUCAGUGAUCCUAUCGUAGGUGAGGUAACCAAAUACGAUGUACCUCCAACGACACAACAGUCCCAUGACAGUUCCAGCACAGUUCCUUCUUACGUGCCUGUUUAUACUCAGCCGUCCAUAGGUGGAAAAGCUCAGUCCCCUCAAAAAUAUACUAAAGAAUUGCCACUUCAGUCAGCCGAUGCCCCUAAGGCAGAAGGCGACAUUUCUUUGGACAAACUAGGAACAGAAAAACCUAAGGCUCCCUCUGAGGAAAGCACGCUCACUAUAAUAUAUGGAGUUCCUACCAUCACAACAACCACAAUAGUUGAGCAUUCACAGAUAACAAGUGUCUCAAACACUGCAGAAAUGCUGCAACCAGGUGACCACAAGCAGCAACCAGAUAUGCAAAACAAGACUGGUUUCGAUGCUUCUUCAGGGUUCCCUAAAACACCAAGCCAUAGUGACAUUACUAGAGCAGCUGCAAGAAAAGCAGUCAUCAAAGAUGGCUCUAUGCCACAACAAAAAGAGGACAAACAACACCCAGGCAAGAAAGAAAAAGGAAAUGAAGGAAAGGAAAGUGGCCUGGACUCCCAACAUAAAAACGACGAAGAACAUAGCCACGGAAAAAUUGUUGAGCCAAAAGAAAUGCCUCAAGAGCAAGGACUUGAGAAAUGUUUUGAACUUCACAACACAGAACCAGCACAUGUCAUCAGAGAGGGUGAGCACCUCCAAGACCCCUAUGAGAAAACACUGAACGUAAGCAAAACAACCAUCCAUGGAUACCAAGAAGUUUCACAGAAAGUAGAACACCUUCUGGAAACAUGCGAUCUCAGUGAGGCUGUUCUAUAUCAACAGCCUGAACACAUGGACAAACUGAAAGAGGAAACAAUAUCAAAGAUCAUCACACAAAGCAACGAGCCAGUAGGUCAAGACUAUGAUAACACACGCCUUAUUUCCGAACUGACCGACAUAAUCAGGCAAUGUAGAAGAGAGCAUCCCCCAAUGAGUGCAGACACAUUUCCGAAGCCAGAAACUGAACACAAAGCUCCUGGCAGGAAAAACAAGCGCAAGUCAAAGAAGCCAUCCAAUGAGCCACAUCACCAUAAAGAUAACAAGACGGUCAUCUUCACUGAAGUGACCCACAUCACCAAGGAAGGUGAGAGCGAGCCACAGUUCCCUCAAGAGCCUAAAACUAACACGCAAGAGCUGACCAAGCUUCCAAGCAAAGAGAGCACACCUGGAAUGGAGCCCACUCCAACUAUCUUUGGCUGGAAGGAAGCACCUGAGGAGCCAGAAGCCAAUGACAAGGAGCCUGGCAAGAAAGAGAAGGGCAAGCCAAAGAAGCCAUCCGAUGAGCCACAUGAGCGGAAAGAAGCCGAAACGGUCAUCAUCACUGAAGUGACUCGCAUCAUCGAGGAAGGUAAGAAGGAGCCAGCAUUCCCCGGAGAACCUGGUGCUGAAACGCAAGAGCCCACCAUGCUUCCAAGCAGAGAACCUGAGAAGCCAGAAGCCAAUGACAAGGAGCCUGGCAAGAAAAAGAAGGGCAUGCCAAAGAAGCCAUCCGAUGAGCCACAUGUGCGGAAAGAACCUGAGAUGGUCAUCAUCACUGAAGUGACUCGCAUCAUCGAGGAAGGUAAGAAGGAGCCAGCAUUCCCUGGAGAACCUGGUGCUGAAACACAAGGGCCCAUCAAGCUUCCAAGCAGAGAGGGCACACCUGGAAAGGAGCCCACUCCGACUAUCUUUGGCUGGAAGGAGACACCAGAGAAGCCUGAAGCCGAUGACAAGGAGUCUGGCAAAAAAAAGAAGCGCAAGCCAAAGAAGCCAUUCGAUGAGCCACAUGACCAAAAAGAACCCGAAACAGUCAUCAUCACUGAAGUGACUCGCAUCAUCGAGGAAGAGCCCACCAAGCUUCCAAGCAGAGAGGGCACACCUGGAAAGGAGCCCUCUCCGACUAUCUUUGGCUGGAAGGAGACACCUCAGAAGCCUGAAGCCUAUAAUAAGGAGCCUGGCAACAAGCGCAAGCCAAAGAAGCCAUCCGAUGAGCCACAUGAGCAGAAAGAACCCGAAACGGUCAUCAUCACUGAAGUGACUCGCAUCAUCCAGGAAGGUAAGAAGGAGCCAGCAUUCCCUGGAGAACCUGGUGCUGAAACACAAGAGCCCACCAAGCUUCCAAGCAGAGAGGGCACACCUGGAAAGGAGCCCACUCCGACUAUCUUUGGCUAUAAGGAGACACCUGAGAAGCCAGAAGCCGAUGACAAGGAGCCUGGCAAGAAAAAGAAGGGCAAGCCAAAGAAGCCAUCCGACGAGCCACAUGAGCAGAAAGAACCAGAAACGGUCAUCAUCACUGAAGUGACUCGCAUCAUCGAGGAAGGUAAGAAGGAGCCAGCAUUCCCUGGAGAACCUGGUGCUGAAACGCAAGAGCACACCAUGCUUCCAAGCAGAGAGGGCACACCUGGAAAGCAGCCCACUCCGACUAUCUUUGGCUGGAAGGAGACACCUGAGAAGCCUGAAGCCGAUGACAAGGAGCCUGGCAAGAAGGGCAAGCCAAAGAAGCCAUCCGAUGAGCCACAUGAGCAGAAAGAACCCGAAACGGUCAGCAUCACUAAAGAGACUCGCAUCAUCGAGGAAGGUAAGAAGGAGCCAGCAUUCCCUGGAGAACCUUGUGCUGAAACGCAAGAGCCCACCAAGCUUCCAAGCAGAGAGGGCACACCUGGAAAGGAGCCCACUCCUACUAUCUUUGGCUGGAAGGAGGCACCUGAGAAGCCGGAAGCUGAUGACAAGGAGCCUGGCAAGAAAAAGAAGGGCAAGCCAGGGAAGCCAUCCGAUGAGCCACAUGAGCGGAAAGAACCCGAAACGGUCAUCAUCACUGAAGUGACUCGCAUCAUCGAGGAAGGUAAGAAAGAGCCAGCAUUCCCUGGAGAACCUGGUGCUGAAACACAAGAGCCCACCAAGCUUCCAAGCAGAGAGGGCACACCUCGAAAGGAGCCCACUCCGACUAUCUUUGGCUAUAAGGAGACACCUGAGAAGCCAGAAGCCGAUAACAAGGAGCCUGGCAAGAAAAAGAAGGGGAAGCCAAAGAAGCCAUCCGAUGAGCCACAUGAUCAGAAAGAACCCGAAACGGUCAUCAUCACUGAAGUGACUCGCAUCAUCGAAGAAGGUGAGAAGGAGCCAGCAUUCCCUGGAGAACCUGGUGCUGAAUCACAAAAGCCCACCAAGCUUCCAAGCAGAGUGGGCACACCUGGAAAGGAGCCCUCUCCGACUAUCUUUGGCUGGAAGGAGACACCUGAGAAGCCAGAAGCCGAUCACAAGGAACUUGGCAAGAAAAAGAAGGGCAAGCCACAGAAGACAUUUGACAAGCCACAUGACCAGAAAGAGCCUGAAAUAGUUAUCACUGAAGUGACUCGCAUCAUGCAGGAAGGUAAGAAGGAGCCAGCAUUCCCUGGAGAACCUGGUGCUGAAACACAAGAGCCCACCAAGCUUCCAAGCAAAGAGGGCACACCUAGAGAGGAGCCCACUCCGACUAUCUUUGGCUGUAAGGAGACACCUGAGAAGCCAGAAGCCGAUGACAAGGAGCCUGGCAAGAAAAAGAAGGGCAAGCCAAAGAAACCAUCCGAUGAGCUACAUGACCGGAAAGAACCCGAAACAGUCAUCAUCACUGAAGUGAGUCGCAUCAUCGAGGAAGGUAAGAAGGAGCCAGCAUUCCCUGGGGAACCUGGUGCUGAAACACAAGAGCCCACCAAGCUUCCAAGCAGAGAGGGCACACCUGGAAAGGAGCCCUCUCUUACUAUCUUUGGCUGGAAGGAGACACCUGAGAAGCCUGAAGCCAAUGACAAGGAGCCUGGCAAGCAAAAGAAGGGCAAGCCGAAGAAGCGAUCCGAUGAGCCACAUGAUCAGAAAGAACCCGAAACGGUCAUCAUCACUGAAGUGGCUCGCAUCAUCGAGGAAGGUCAGCAGGAGCCAGCAUUCCCUGGAGAACCUGGUGCUGAAACACAAGAGCCCACCAAGCUUCCAAGCAGAGAGGGCACACCUGGAAAGGAGCCCACACCGACAAUCUUUGGCUGGAAGGAGACACCAGAGAAGCCAGAUGCCGAUGGCAAGGAGCUUGGCAAGAAAAAGAAGGGCAAGCCAAAGAAGCCAUCCGAUGAGCCACAUGACCGGAAAGAACCCGAAACGGUCAUCAUCACUGAAGUGACUCGCAUCAUCGAGGAAGGCAAGAAGGAGCCAGCAUUCCCUGGAGAACCUGGUGCUGAAUCACAAGAGCCCACCAAGCUUCCAAGCAGAGAGGGCACACCUGGAAAGAAGCCCUCUCCGACUAUCUUUGGCUGGAAGGAGACACCUGAGAAGCCUGAAGCCGAUGACAAGGAGCCUGGCAAGAAAAAGAAGGGCAAGCCAAAGAAGCCAUCCGAUGAGCCACACGAGCGGAUAGAACCCGAAACGGUCAUCAUCACUGAAGUGACUCGCAUCAUCCAGGAAGGUGAAAAGUUAAUUGGGUUGCCUGGAGAGGCUAAAGUUGAGAUGCAAGAGCCUACCGAGCUUCCAAGCAGAGAAGGCACACCUAGAAAGGAGCCUACGUCGACUGUCUUUGGCUGGAAGGAGACACCUGUGAAGCCAGAACAUGAAGACAAGGAGCCUGGCAAGAAAAAGAAGGGCAAGCCAAGGAAGCCAUCCGAUGAGCCACAUGACCUGAAAGAACCCGAAACGGUCAUCAUCACUGAAGUGACUCGCAUCAUCGAGGAAGGUAAGAAGGAGCCAGCAUUCCCUGGAGAACCUGGUGCUGAAACACAAGAGCCCACCAAGCUUCCAAGCAGAGAGGGCACACCUGGAAAGGAGCCUACUCCGACAAUCUUUGGCUGGAAGGAGACACCUGAGAAGCCUAAAGCCGAUGACAAGAAGCCUGGCAAGAAAAAGAAGGGCAAGCCAAAUCAGCCAUACGAUGAGCCACACGAGCGGAAAGAAACCGAAACGGUCAUCAUCACUGAAGUGACUCGCAUCAUCGAGGAAGGUAAGAAGGAGCCAGCAUUCCCUGGAGAACCUGGUGCUGAAACACAAGAGCUCACCAAGCUUCCAAGCAGAGAGGGCACACCUGGAAAGGAGCCCACUCUAACUAUCGUUGGCUGGAAGGAAACCCCUGAGAAGCCUGAAGCCGAUGACAAGGAGCCUGGCAAGAAAAAGAAGGGCAAGCCAAAGAAGCCAUCCGAUGAGCCACAUGACCAGAAAGAACCCGAAACGGUCAUCAUCACUGAAGUGACUCGCAUCAUCGAGGAAGGUAAGAAAGAGCCAGCAUUCCCUGGGGAACCUGGUGCUGAAACACAAGAGCCCACCAAACUUCCAAGCAGAGAGGGCAUACCUGGAAAGGAGCCCUCUCCGACUAUCUUUGGCUGGAAGGAGACAGCUGAAAAGCCAGAAGCCGAUGACAAGGAGCCUGGCAAGAAAAAGAAGGGCAAGCCGAAGAAGCCAUCCGAUGAGCCACAUGAUCAGAAAGAACCCGAAACGGUCAUCAUCACUGAAGUGACUCGCAUCAUCGAGGAAGGUGAGAAGCAGCCAGCAUUCCCUGGAGAACCUGGUGCUGAAUCACAAGAGCCCACCAAGCUUCCAAGCAGAGAGGGCACACCUGGAAAGGAGCCCUCUCCGACUAUCUUUGGCUGGAAGGAGACACCUGAGAAGCCUGAAGCCGAUGAUAAGGAGCCUCGCAAGAAGCGCAAGCCAAGGAAGCCAACCGAUGAACCACAUGAGCGGAAAGAACCCGAAACGGUCAUCAUCACUGAAGUGACUCGCAUCAUCGAGGAAGGUGAGAAGGAGCCAGCAUUCUCUGGAGAACCUGGUGCUGAAACACAAGAGCCCACCAAGCUUCCAAGCAGAGAAGGCACACCUGGAAAGGAGCCCUCUCCGACAAUCUUUGGCUGGAAGGAGACACCUGAGAAGCCAGAAGCCGAUGACAAGGAACUUGGCAAGAAAGAAAAGGGCAAGCCAGAGAAGCCAUUUGACAAGCCACAUGACCAGAAAGAACCUGAAACAGUUAUCAUCAAUGAAGUGACUCGCAUCAUCCAGGAAAGUGAAAAGUUAACUGGGUUGCCUGGAGAGGCUAAAGUUGAAAUGCAAGAGCCUACCGAGCUUCCAAGCAGAGAAGGCACACCUGGAAAGGAGCCCACGUCGACUGUCUUUGGCUGGAAGGAGACAUCUGUGAAGCCAGAAGCCGAUGACAAAGAGCCUGGCAAGAAAAAGAAGGGCAAGCCAAAGAAGCCAUCCGAUGAGCCACAUGACCAGAAAGAACCCGAAACGGUCAUCAUCACUGAAGUGACUCGCAUCAUCGAGGAAGGUAAGAAGGAGCCAGCAUUUCCUGGAGAACCUGGUGCGGAAGCACAAGAGCCCACCAAGCUUCCAUGCAGAGAGGGCACACCUGGAAAGGAGCCCACUCCGACAAUCUUUGGCUGGAAGGAGACACCUGAGAAGCCUGAAGCCGAUGACAAGGAGCCUGGCAAGAAAAAGAAGGGCAAGCCAAAGAAGCCAUCCGAUGAGCCACAUGACCGGAAAGAAGCCGAAACAGUCAUCAUCACUGAAGUGACUCGCAUCAUCGAGGAAGGCAUGAAGGAGCCAGCAUUCCCUGGGGAACCUGGUGCUGAAACACAAGAGCCCACCAAGCUUCCAAGCAGAGAGGGCACACCUGGAAAGGAGCCCACUCCAACUAUCUUUGGCUGGAAGGAGACACCUGAGAAGCCUGAAGCCGAUGACAAGGAGCCUGGCAAGAAAAAGAAGGGCAAGCCGAAGAAGCCAUCCGAUGAGCCACAUGAUCAGAAAGAACCCGAAACGGUCAUCAUCACUGAAGUGACUCGCAUCAUCGAGGAAGGUGAGAAGGAGCCAGCAUUCCCUGGAGAACCUGGUGCUGAAUCACAAGAGCCCACCAAGCUUCCAAGCAGAGAGGGCACACCUGGAAAGGAGCCCUCUCCGACUAUCUUUGGCUGGAAGGAGACACCUGAGAAGCCUGAAGCCGAUGAUAAGGAGCCUGGCAAGAAGCGCAAGCCAAGGAAGCCAUCCGAUGAGCCACAUGAGCGGAAAGAACCCGAAACGGUCAUCAUCACUGAAGUGACUCGCAUCAUCCAGGAAGGUGAAAAGUUAACUGGGUUGCCUGGAGAGGCUAAAGUUGAAAUGCAAGAGCCUACCGAGCUUCCAAGCAGAGAAGGCACACCUGGAAAGGAGCCCACGUCGACUGUCUUUGGCUGGAAGGAGACAUCUGUGAAGCCGGAACAUGAAGACAAGGAGCCUGGCAAGAAAAAGAAGGGCAAGCCAAAGAAGCCAUCUGAUGAGCCACAUGACUUGAAAGAACCCGAAACGGUCAUCAUCACUGAAGUGACUCGCAUCAUCGAGGAAGGCAAGAAGGAGCCAGCAUUCCCUGGACAACCUGGUGCUGAAACACAAGAGCCCACCAAGCUUCCAAGCAGAGACGGCACACCUGGAAAGGAGCCCACUCCGACAAUCCUUGGCUGGAAGGAGACACCAGAGAAGCCAGAAGCCGAUGACAAGGAGCCUGGCAAGAAAAAGAAGGGCAAGCCAAAGAAGCCAUCCGAUGAGCCACAUGACCAGAAAGAACCCGAAACGGUCAUCAUCACUGAAGUGACUCGCAUCAUCCAGGAAGGCAAGAAGGAGCCAGCAUUCCCUGGAGAACCUGGUGCUGAAACACAAGAGCCCACCAAGCUUCCAAGUAGAGAGGGCACACCUGGAAAGGAGCCCACUCCGACAAUCUUUGGCUGGAAGGAGACACCAGAGAAGCCAGAAGCCGAUGACAAGGAUCCUGGCAAGAAAAAGAAGGGCAAGCCAAUGAAGCCAUCCGAUGAGCCACAUGACCGGAAAGAAGCCGAAACAGUCAUCAUCACUGAAGUGACUCGCAUCAUCGAGGAAGGCAUGAAGGAGCCAGCAUUCCCUGGGGAACCUGGUGCUGAAACACAAGAGCCCACCAAGCUUCCAAGCAGAGAGGGCACACCUGGAAAGGAGCCCACUCCAACUAUCUUUGGCUGGAAGGAGACACCUGAGAAGCCUGAAGCCGAUGACAAGGAGCCUGGCAAGAAAAAGAAGGGCAAGCCGAAGAAGCCAUCCGAUGAGCCACAUGAUCAGAAAGAACCCGAAACGGUCAUCAUCACUGAAGUGACUCGCAUCAUCGAGGAAGGUGAGAAGGAGCCGGCAUUUCCUGGAGAACCUGGUGCUGAAACACAAGAGCCCACCAAGCUUCCAAGCAGAGAGGGCACACCUGGAAAGGAGCCCACACCGACAAUCUUUGGCUGGAAAGAGACACCAGAGAAGCCAGAUGCCGAUGGCAAGGAGCCUGGCAAGAAAAAGAAGGGCAAGCCAAAGAAGCCAUCUGAUGAGCUACAUGACCGGAAAGAACCCGAAACGGUCAUCAUCACUGAAGUGACUCGCAUCAUCGAGGAAGGCAAGAAGGAGCCAGCAUUCCCUGGAGAACCUGGUGCUGAAACACAAGAGCCCACCAAGCUUCCAAGCAGAGAGGGCACACCUGGAAAGGAGCCCACUCCGACAACCUUUGGCUGGAAGCAGACACCAGAGAAGCCAGAAUCCGAUGACAAGGAUCCUGGCAAGAAAAAGAAGGGCAAGCCAAAGAAGAUAUCCGAUGAGCCACAUGACCAGAAAGAACCCGAAACGGUCAUCAUCACUGAAGUGACUCGCAUCAUCGAGGAAGGCAAGAAGGAGCCAGCAUUCCCUGGAGAACCUGGUGCUGAAUCACAAGAGCCCACCAAGCUUCCAAGCAGAGAGGGCACACCUGGAAAGGAGCCCUCUCCGACUAUCUUUGGCUGGAAGGAGACACCUGAGAAGCCUGAAGCCGAUGUUAAGGAGCCUGGCAAGAAGCGCAAGCCAAGGAAGCCAUCCGAUGAGCCACAUGAGCGGAAAGAACCCGAAACGGUCAUCAUCACUGAAGUGACUCGCAUCAUCCAGGAAGGUGAAAAGUUAACUGGGUUGCCUGGAGAGGCUAAAGUUGAAAUGCAAGAGCCUACCGAGCUUCCAAGCAGAGAAGGCACACCUGGAAAGGAGCCCACGUCGACUGUCUUUGGCUGGAAGGAGACAUCUGUGAAGCCGGGACAUGAAGACAAGGAGCCUGGUAAGAAAAAGAAGGGCAAGCCAAAGAAGCCAUCCGAUGAGCCACAUGAGCAGAAAGAACCUGAAACGGUUAUCAUCACCGAUGUGACUCGCAUCAUCGAGGAAGGUAAGAAGGAGCCAGCAUUCCCUCGAGAACCUGGUGCUGAAACGCAAGAGCCCACCAAGCUUCCAAGCAGAGAGGGCACACCUGGAAAGGAGCCCACUCCGACUAUCUUUCGCUGGAAGGAGACACCUGAGAAGCUGGAAGCUGAUGACAAGGAGCCUGGCAAGAAAAAGAAGGGCAAGCCAAAGAAGCCCUCUGAUGAGCCACAUGACCUGAAAGAACCCGAAACGGUCAUCAUCACUGAAGUGACUCACAUCACCGAGGAAGGCAAGAAGGAGCCAGCAUUCCCUGGACAACCUGGUGCUGAAACACAAGAGCCCACCAAGCUUCCAAGCAGAGAGGGCACACCUGGAAAGGAGCGCACUCCGACAAUCUUUGGCUGGAAGCAGACACCAGAGAAGCCAGAAGCCGAUGACAAGGAUCCUGGCAAGAAAAAGAAGGGCAAGCCAAAGAAGAUAUCCGAUGAGCCACAUGACCAGAAAGAACCCGAAACGGUCAUCAUCACUGAAGUGACUCGCAUCAUCGAGGAAGGCAAGAAGGAGCCAGCAUUCCCUGGAGAACCUGGUGCUGAAUCACAAGAGCCCACCAAGCUUCCAAGCAGAGAGGGCACACCUGGAAAGGAGCCCUCUCCGACUAUCUUUGGCUGGAAGGAGACACCUGAGAAGCCUGAAGCCGAUGAUAAGGAGCCUGGCAAGAAGCGCAAGCCAAGGAAGCCAUCCGAUGAGCCACAUGAGCGGAAAGAACCCGAAACGGUCAUCAUCACUGAAGUGACUCGCAUCAUCCAGGAAGGUGAAAAGUUAACUGGGUUGCCUGGAGAGGCUAAAGUUGAAAUGCAAGAGCCUACCGAGCUUCCAAGCAGAGAAGGCACACCUGGAAAGGAGCCCACGUCGACUGUCUUUGGCUGGAAGGAGACAUCUGUGAAGCCGGAACAUGAAGACAAGGAGCCUGGCAAGAAAAAGAAGGGCAAGCCAAAGAAGCCAUCUGAUGAGCCACAUGACCUGAAAGAACCCGAAACGGUCAUCAUCACUGAAGUGACUCGCAUCAUCGAGGAAGGCAAGAAGGAGCCAGCAUUCCCUGGACAACCUGGUGCUGAAACACAAGAGCCCACCAAGCUUCCAAGCAGAGACGGCACACCUGGAAAGGAGCCCACUCCGACAAUCCUUGGCUGGAAGGAGACACCAGAGAAGCCAGAAGCCGAUGACAAGGAGCCUGGCAAGAAAAAGAAGGGCAAGCCAAAGAAGCCAUCUGAUGAGCCACAUGACCUGAAAGAACCCGAAACGGUCAUCAUCACUGAAGUGACUCGCAUCAUCGAGGAAGGCAAGAAGGAGCCAGCAUUCCCUGGACAACCUGGUGCUGAAACACAAGAGCCCACCAAGCUUCCAAGCAGAGAGGGCACACCUGGAAAGGAGCCCACUCCGACAAUCCUUGACUGGAAGGAGACACCAGAGAAGCCAGAAGCCGAUGACAAGGAGCCUGGCAAGAAAAAGAAGGGCAAGCCAAAGAAGCCAUCCGAUGAGCCACAUGACCAGAAAGAACCCGAAACGGUCAUCAUCACUGAAGUGACUCGCAUCAUCCAGGAAGGCAAGAAGGAGCCAGCAUUCCCUGGAGAACCUGGUGCUGAAACACAAGAGCCCACCAAGCUUCCAAGCAGAGAGGGCACACCUGGAAAGCAGCCCACUCCGACAAUCUUUGGCUGGAAGGAGACACCUGAGAAGCCAGAAGCCGAUGACAAGGAGCCUGGCAAGAAAAAGAAGGGCAAGCCAAAGAAGCCAUCUGAUGAGCCACAUGACCUGAAAGAACCCGAAACGGUCAUCAUCACUGAAGUGACUCGCAUCAUCGAGGAAGGCAAGAAGGAGCCAGCGUUCCCUGGAGAACCUGGUGCUAAAACACAUGAGCCCACCAAGCUUCCAAGCAGAGAGGGCACACCUGGAAAGGAGCCCACUCCAACUAUCUUUGGCUGGAAGGAGACACCUGAGAAGCCGGAAGCUGAUGACAAGGAGCCUGGUAAGAAAAAGAAGGGCAAGCCAAAGAAGCCAUCCGAUGAGGCACAUAACCGGAAAGAACCCGAAAUGGUCAUCAUCACUGAAGUGACUCGCAUCAUUAAGGAAGGCGAGAAGGAGCCCGGGCUUCCUGGAGAGCCUGGUGCUGAAACACAAGAGUUCACCAAGCUUCCAAGCAGAGAGGGUACACCUGGAAAGGAGGCCACUCCGACUAUCUUUGGCUGGAAGGAGACACCUGAGGAGCCAGAAGCCGAUGACAACGAGCCUGGCAAGAAAAAGAAGGGCAAGCCAAAGAAGCCAUCCGAUGAGCCACAUGAGCAGAAAGAAUCCGAAACAGUCAUCAUCACUGAAGUGACUCGCAUCAUUGAGGAAGGUGAGAAGGAGCCAGCAUUCCCUGGAGAACCUGGUGCUAAAACUCAAGAGCCCACCAAGCUUCCAAGCAGAGAGGUCACACCUGCAAAGGAGCCCUCUCCGACUAUCUUUGGCUGGAAGGAAACACCUGAGAAGCCAGAAGCCGAUGACGAGGAACCUGGCAAGAAAAAGAAGGGCAAGCCAAAGAAGCCAUCAGAUGAGCCACAUGAGCAGAAAGAACCUGAAACGGUUAUCAUCACCGAUGUGACUCGCAUCAUCGAGGAAGGUAAGAAGGAGCCAGCAUUCCCUGGAGAACCUGGUGCUGAAACGCAAGAGCCCACCCAGCUUCCAAACAGAGAGGGCACACCUGGAAAGGAACCCACUCCGACUAUCUUUGGCUGGAAGGAGACACCUGAGAAGCCGGAAGCUGAUGACAAGGAGCCUGGCAAGAAAAAGAAGAGCGAACCAGAGAAGCCAUCCGAUCAGCCACAUGACCAAAAAGAACCCGAAAUGGUCAUCAUCACUGAAGUGACUCGCAUCAUUAAGGAAAGCGAGAAGGAGCCAGGGCUCCCUGGAGAACCUGGUGCUGAAACACAAGAGCCCACCUUGCUUCCAAGCAGAGAGGGCACACCUGGAAAGGAACCCUCUCCGACUGUCUUUGGCUGGAAGGAGACACCUGAGAAGCCAGAAGCCGAUGACAAGGAACUUAGCAAGAAAAAGAAGGGCAAGCCAGAGAGGGCAUUUGACAAGCCACUUGAGCAGAAAGAACCCGAAACGGUCAUCAUCACUGAAGUGACUCGCAUCAUCAAGGAAGGUAAGAAGGAGCCAGCAUUUCCUGGAGAACCUGGUGCUGAAAUGCAAGAGCUCAGCAAGCUUCCAAGCAGAGAAGGCACACCUGGAAAGGUGCCCACGUCGGCUAUCUUUGGCUGGAAGGAAACACCUGUGAAGCCUGAAGCCGAUGACAAGGAGCCUGGCAAGAAAAUGAAAGGCAAGCCAAAGAAGCCAUCCGAUGAGCCACACGAGCGGAAAGAACCCGAAACGGUCAUCAUCACUGAAGUGACUCGCAUCAUCGAGGAAGGCAAGAAGGAGCCAGCAAUCCCUGGAGAACCUGGUGCUGAAUCACAAGAGCCCACCAAGCUUCCAAGCAGAGAGGGCACACCUGGAAAGGAGCCCUCUCCGACUAUCUUUGGCUGGAAGGAGACACCUGAGAAGCCUGAAGCCGAUGACAAGGAGCCUGGCAAGAAAAAGAAGGGCAAGCCAAAGAAGCCAUCCGAUGAGCCACACGAGCGGAAAGAACCCGAAACGGUCAUCAUCACUGAAGUGACUCGCAUCAUCGAGGAAGGCAAGAAGGAGCCAGCAUUGCCUGGAGAACCUGGUGCUGAAACACAAGAGCCCACCAAGCUUCCAAGCAGAGAGGGCACACCUGGAAAGGAGCCCACUCCGACAAUCUUUGGCUGGAAGGAGACACCAGAGAAGCCAGAAGCCGAUGACAAGGAGCCUGGCAAGAAAAAGAAGGGCAAGCCAAAUAAGCAAUCCGAUGAGCCAGAUGACCAGAAAGAACCCGAAACGGUCAUCAUCACUGAAGUGACUCGCAUCAUCCAGGAAGGCAAGAAGGAGCCAGCAUUCCCUGGAGAACCUGGUGCUGAAACACAAGAGCCCACCAAGCUUCCAAGCAGAGAGGGCACACAUGGAAAGGAGCCCACUCCGACAAUCUUCGGCUGGAAGGAGACACCAGAGAAGCCAGAAGCCGAUGACAAGGAGCCUGGCAAGAAAAAGAAGGGCAAGCCAAAGAAGCCAUCCGAUGAGCCACAUGAUGAGAAAGAACCCGAUACGGUCAUUAUCACUGAAGUGACUCGCAUCAUCGAGGAAGGUGAGAAGGAGCCAACAUUCCCUGGACAACCUGGUGCUGAAUCACAAGAGCCCACCAAGCUUCCAAGCAGAGAGGGCACACCUGGAAAGGAGCCCUCUCCGACUAUCUUUGGCUGGAAGGAGACACCUGAGAAGCCUGAAGCCGAUGACAAGGAGCCUGGCAAGAAAAAGAAGGGCAAGCCAAAGAAGCCAUCCGAUGAGCCACACGAGCGGAAAGAACCCGAAACGGUCAUCAUCACUGAAGUGACUCGCAUCAUCGAGGAAGGCAAGAAGGAGCCAGCAUUGCCUGGAGAACCUGGUGCUGAAACACAAGAGCCCACCAAGCUUCCAAGCAGAGAGGGCACACCUGGAAAGGAGCCCUCUCCGACUAUCUUUGGCUGGAAGGAGACACCUGAGAAGCCUGAAGCCGAUGAUAAGGAGCCUGGCAAGAAGCGCAAGUCAAGGAAGCCAUCCGAUGAGCCACAUGAGCGGAAGGAACCCGAAACGGUCAUCAUCACUGAAGUGACUCGCAUCGUCGAGGAAGGUAAGAAGGAGCCAGCAUUCCCUGGAGAACCUGGUGCUGAAACACAAGAGCCCACCAAGCUUCCAAGCAGAGAAGGCACACCUGGAAAGGAGCCCCCUCCGACAAUCUUUGGCUGGAAGGAGACACCUCAGAAGCCAGAAGCCGAUGACAAGGAACUUGGCAAGAAAGAGAAGGGCAAGCCAGAGAAGCCAUUUGACAAGCCACAUGACCAGAAAGGACCUGAAACAGUUAUCAUCACUGAAGUGACUCGCAUCAUCCAGGAAGGUGAAGAGUUAACUGGGUUGCCUGGAGAGGCCAAAGUUGAAAUGCAAGAGCCUACUGAGCUUCCAAGCAGAGAAGGCACACCUGGAAAGGAGCCCACGUCGACUGUCUUUGGCUGGAAGGAGACAUCUGUGAAGCCGGAACAUGAAGACAAGGAGCCUGGUAAGAAAAAGAAGGCCAAGCCAAAGAAGCGAUCCGAUGAGCCACGUGAGCAGAAAGAACCCGAAACAGUCAUCAUCACUGAAGUGACUCGCAUCAUCGAGGAAGGUAAGAAGGAGCCAGCAUUCCCUGGAGAACCUGGUGCUGAAACGCAAGAGCUCACCAAGCUUCCAAGCAGGGAAGGCACACCUGCAAAGGAGCCCACUCCGACAAUCUUUGGCUGGAAGGAGACACCAGAGAAGCUAGAAGCCGACGACAAGGAGCCUGGCAAGAAAAAGAAGGGCAAGCCAAAGAAGCCAUCCCAUGAGCCACAUGAGCAGAAAGAACCCGAAACGGUCAUCAUCACUGAAGUGACUCGCAUCAUUGAGGAAGGUGAGAAAGAGCCAGAAUUCCCUGGAGAACCUGGUGCUAAAACACAUGAGCCCACCAAGCUUCCAAGCAGAGAGGGCACACCUGGAAAGGAGCCCACUCCGGCUAUCUUUGGCUGGAAGGAGACACCUGAGAAGCCGGAAGCUGAUGACAAGGAGCCUGGCAAGAAAAAGAAGGGCGAACCAGAGAAGCCAUCCGAUCAGCCACAUGACCAAAAAGAACCCGAAAUGGUCAUUAUCACUGAAGUGACUCGCAUCAUUAAGGAAAGCGAGAAGGAGCCAGGGCUCCCUGGAGAACCUGGUGCUGAAACACAAGAGCCCACCUUGCUUCCAAGCAGAGAGGGCACACCUGGAAAGGAACCCUCUCCGACUGUCUUUGGCUGGAAGGAGGCACCUGAGAAGCCAGAAGACGAUGACAAGGAACUUAGCAAGAAAAAGAAGGGCAAGACAGAGAAGGCAUUUGACAAGCCACAUGACCAGAAAGAACCUGAAACAGUUAUCAUCACUGAAGUGACUCGCAUCAUCGAGGAAGGUAAGAAGGAGCCAGCAUUCCCUGGAGAACCUGGUGCUGAAACACAAGAGCUCAGCAAGCUUCCAAGCAGAGAAGGCACACCUGGAAAGGUGCCCACGUCGGCUAUCUUUGGCUGGAAGGACACACCUGUGAAGCCAGAACAUGAAGGCAAGGAGCCUGGUAAGAAAAAGAAGGGCAAGCCAAUGAAGCCAUCCGAUGAGUCACACGAGCGGAAAGAACCCGAAACGGUCAUCAUCACUGAAGUGACUCGCAUCAUCGAGGAAGGCAAGAAGGAGCCAGCAUUGCCUGGAGAACCUGGUGCUGAAACACAAGAGCCCACCAAGCUUCCAAGCAGAGAGGGCACACCUGGAAAGGAGCCCACUCCGACAAUCUUUGGCUGGAAGGAGACACCAGAGAAGCCAGAAGCCGAUGACAAGGAGCCUGGCAAGAAAAAGAAGGGCAAGCCGAAGAAGCCAUCCGAUGAGCCACAUGAUGAGAAAGAACCCGAUACGGUCAUUAUCACUGAAGUGACUCGCAUCAUCGAGGAAGGUGAGAAGGAGCCAACAUUCCCUGGACAACCUGGUGCUGAAUCACAAGAGCCCACCAAGCUUCCAAGCAGAGAGGGCACACCUGGAAAGGAGCCCUCUCCGACUAUCUUUGGCUGGAAGGAGACACCUGAGAAGCCUGAAGCCGAUGACAAGGAGCCUGGCAAGAAAAAGAAGGGCAAGCCAAAGAAGCCAUCCGAUGAGCCACACGAGCGGAAAGAACCCGAAACGGUCAUCAUCACUGAAGUGACUCGCAUCAUCGAGGAAGGCAAGAAGGAGCCAGCAUUGCCUGGAGAACCUGGUGCUGAAACACAAGAGCCCACCAAGCUUCCAAGCAGAGAGGGCACACCUGGAAAGGAGCCCUCUCCGACUAUCUUUGGCUGGAAGGAGACACCUGAGAAGCCUGAAGCCGAUGAUAAGGAGCCUGGCAAGAAGCGCAAGUCAAGGAAGCCAUCCGAUGAGCCACAUGAGCGGAAGGAACCCGAAACGGUCAUCAUCACUGAAGUGACUCGCAUCGUCGAGGAAGGUAAGAAGGAGCCAGCAUUCCCUGGAGAACCUGGUGCUGAAACACAAGAGCCCACCAAGCUUCCAAGCAGAGAAGGCACACCUGGAAAGGAGCCCCCUCCGACAAUCUUUGGCUGGAAGGAGACACCUGAGAAGCCAGAAGCCGAUGACAAGGAACUUGGCAAGAAAGAGAAGGGCAAGCCAGAGAAGCCAUUUGACAAGCCACAUGACCAGAAAGAACCUGAAACAGUUAUCAUCACUGAAGUGACUCGCAUCAUCCAGGAAGGUGAAAAGUUAACUGGGUUGCCUGGAGAGGCUAAAGUUGAAAUGCAAGAGCCUACUGAGCUUCCAAGCAGAGAAGGCACACCUGGAAAGGAGCCCACGUCGACUGUCUUUGGCUGGAAGGAGACAUCUGUGAAGCCGGAACAUGAAGACAAGGAGCCUGGUAAGAAAAAGAAGGCCAAGCCAAAGAAGCCAUCCGAUGAGCCACGUGAGCAGAAAGAACCCGAAACAGUCAUCAUCACUGAAGUGACUCGCAUCAUCGAGGAAGGUAAGAAGGAGCCAGCAUUCCCUGGAGAACCUGGUGCUGAAACGCAAGAGCUCACCAAGCUUCCAACCAGGGAAGGCACACCUGCAAAGGAGCCCACUCCGACAAUCUUUGGCUGGAAGGAGACACCAGAGAAGCUAGAAGCCGACGACAAGGAGCCUGGCAAGAAAAAGAAGGGCAAGCCAAAGAAGCCAUCCCAUGAGCCACAUGAGCAGAAAGAACCCGAAACGGUCAUCAUCACUGAAGUGACUCGCAUCAUUGAGGAAGGUGAGAAAGAGCCAGAAUUCCCUGGAGAACCUGGUGCUAAAACACAUGAGCCCACCAAGCUUCCAAGCAGAGAGGGCACACCUGGAAAGGAGCCCACUCCGGCUAUCUUUGGCUGGAAGGAGACACCUGAGAAGCCGGAAGCUGAUGACAAGGAGCCUGGCAAGAAAAAGAAGGGCGAACCAGAGAAGCCAUCCGAUCAGCCACAUGACCAAAAAGAACCCGAAAUGGUCAUUAUCACUGAAGUGACUCGCAUCAUUAAGGAAAGCGAGAAGGAGCCAGGGCUCCCUGGAGAACCUGGUGCUGAAACACAAGAGCCCACCUUGCUUCCAAGCAGAGAGGGCACACCUGGAAAGGAACCCUCUCCGACUGUCUUUGGCUGGAAGGAGGCACCUGAGGAGCCAGAAGACGAUGACAAGGAACUUAGCAAGAAAAAGAAGGGCAAGCCAGAGAAGGCAUUUGACAAGCCACAUGACCAGAAAGAACCUGAAACAGUUAUCAUCACUGAAGUGACUCGCAUCAUCGAGGAAGGUAAGAAGGAGCCAGCAUUCCCUGGAGAACCUGGUGCUGAAACACAAGAGCUCAGCAAGCUUCCAAGCAGAGAAGGCACACCUGGAAAGGUGCCCACGUCGGCUAUCUUUGGCUGGAAGGAGACACCUGUGAAGCCAGAACAUGAAGGCAAGGAGCCUGGUAAGAAAAAGAAGGGCAAGCCAAUGAAGCCAUCCGAUGAGCCACACGAGCGGAAAGAACCCGAAACGGUCAUCAUCACUGAAGUGACUCGCAUCAUCGAGGAAGGCAAGAAGGAGCCAGCAUUGCCUGGAGAACCUGGUGCUGAAACACAAGAGCCCACCAAGCUUCCAAGCAGAGAGGGCACACCUGGAAAGGAGCCCACUCCGACAAUCUUUGGCUGGAAGGAGACACCAGAGAAGCCAGAAGCCGAUGACAAGGAGCCUGGCAAGAAAAAGAAGGGCAAGGCAAAGAAGCAAUCCGAUGAGCCAGAUGACCAGAAAGAACCCGAAACGGUCAUCAUCACUGAAGUGACUCGCAUCAUCCAGGAAGGCAAGAAGGAGCCAGCAUUCCCUGGAGAACCUGGUGCUGAAACACAAGAGCCCACCAAGCUUCCAAGCAGAGAGGGCACACCUGGAAAGGAGCCCACUCCGACAAUCUUUGGCUGGAAGGAGACACCAGAGAAGCCAGAAGCCGGUGACAAGGAGCCUGGCAAGAAAAAGAAGGGCAAGCCGAAGAAGCCAUCCGAUGAGCCACAUGAUGAGAAAGAACCCGAUACGGUCAUUAUCACUGAAGUGACUCGCAUCAUCGAGGAAGGUGAGAAGGAGCCAACAUUCCCUGGACAACAUGGUGCUGAAUCACAAGAGCCCACCAAGCUUCCAAGCAGAGAGGGCACACCUGGAAAGGAGCCCUCUCCGACUAUCUUUGGCUGGAAGGAGACACCUGAGAAGCCUGAAGCCGAUGAUAAGGAGCCUGGCAAGAAGCGCAAGUCAAGGAAGCCAUCCGAUGAGCCACAUGAGCAGAAAGAACCCGAAACGGUCAUCAUCACUGAAGUGACUCGCAUCGUCGAGGAAGGUAAGAAGGAGCCAGCAUUCCCUGGAGAACCUGGUGCUGAAACACAACAGCCCACCAAGCUUCCAAGCAGAGAAGGCACACCUGGAAAGGUGCCCCCUCCGACAAUCUUUGGCUGGAAGGAGACACCUGAGAAGCCAGAAGCCGAUGACAAGGAACUUGGCAAGAAAGAGAAGGGCAAGCCAGAGAAGCCAUUUGACAAGCCACAUGACCAGAAAGAACCUGAAACAGUUAUCAUCACUGAAGUGACUCGCAUCAUCGAGGAAGGUAAGAAGGAGCCAGCAUUCCCUGGAGAACCUGGUGCUGAAACACAAGAGCUCAGCAAGCUUCCAAGCAGAGAAGGCACACCUGGAAAGGUGCCCACGUCGGCUAUCUUUGGCUGGAAGGAGACACCAGAGAAGCCAGAAGCCGAUGACAAGGAGCCUGGCAAGAAAAAGAAGGGCAAGCCAAAGAAGCAAUCCGAUGAGCCAGAUGACCAGAAAGAACCCGAAACGGUCAUCAUCACUGAAGUGACUCGCAUCAUCCAGGAAGGCAAGAAGGAGCCAGCAUUCCCUGGAGUACCUGGUGCUGAAACACAAGAGCCCACCAAGCUUCCAAGCAGAGAGGGCACACCUGGAAAGGAGCCCACUCCGACAAUCUUUGGCUGGAAGGAGACACCUGAGAAGCCGGAAGCUGAUGACAAGGAGCCUGGCAAGAAAAAGAAGGGCGAACCAGAGAAGCCAUCCGAUCAGCCACAUGACCAAAAAGAACCCGAAAUGGUCAUUAUCACUGAAGUGACUCGCAUCAUUAAGGAAAGCGAGAAGGAGCCAGGGCUCCCUGGAGAACCUGGUGCUGAAACACAAGAGCCCACCUUGCUUCCAAGCAGAGAGGGCACACCUGGAAAGGAACCCUCUCCGACUGUCUUUGGCUGGAAGGAGGCACCUGAGAAGCCAGAAGACGAUGACAAGGAACUUAGCAAGAAAAAGAAGGGCAAGCCAGAGAAGGCAUUUGACAAGCCACAUGACCAGAAAGAACCUGAAACAGUUAUCAUCACUGAAGUGACUCGCAUCAUCGAGGAAGGUAAGAAGGAGCCAGCAUUCCCUGGAGAACCUGGUGCUGAAACACAAGAGCUCAGCAAGCUUCCAAGCAGAGAAGGCACACCUGGAAAGGUGCCCACGUCGGCUAUCUUUGGCUGGAAGGAGACACCUGUGAAGCCAGAACAUGAAGGCAAGGAGCCUGGUAAGAAAAAGAAGGGCAAGCCAAUGAAGCCAUCCGAUGAGCCACACGAGCGGAAAGAACCCGAAACGGUCAUCAUCACUGAAGUGACUCGCAUCAUCGAGGAAGGCAAGAAGGAGCCAGCAUUGCCUGGAGAACCUGGUGCUGAAACACAAGAGCCCACCAAGCUUCCAAGCAGAGAGGGCACACCUGGAAAGGAGCCCACUCCGACAAUCUUUGGCUGGAAGGAGACACCAGAGAAGCCAGAAGCCGAUGACAAGGAGCCUGGCAAGAAAAAGAAGGGCAAGGCAAAGAAGCAAUCCGAUGAGCCAGAUGACCAGAAAGAACCCGAAACGGUCAUCAUCACUGAAGUGACUCGCAUCAUCCAGGAAGGCAAGAAGGAGCCAGCAUUCCCUGGAGAACCUGGUGCUGAAACACAAGAGCCCACCAAGCUUCCAAGCAGAGAGGGCACACCUGGAAAGGAGCCCACUCCGACAAUCUUUGGCUGGAAGGAGACACCAGAGAAGCCAGAAGCCGGUGACAAGGAGCCUGGCAAGAAAAAGAAGGGCAAGCCGAAGAAGCCAUCCGAUGAGCCACAUGAUGAGAAAGAACCCGAUACGGUCAUUAUCACUGAAGUGACUCGCAUCAUCGAGGAAGGUGAGAAGGAGCCAACAUUCCCUGGACAACAUGGUGCUGAAUCACAAGAGCCCACCAAGCUUCCAAGCAGAGAGGGCACACCUGGAAAGGAGCCCUCUCCGACUAUCUUUGGCUGGAAGGAGACACCUGAGAAGCCUGAAGCCGAUGAUAAGGAGCCUGGCAAGAAGCGCAAGUCAAGGAAGCCAUCCGAUGAGCCACAUGAGCAGAAAGAACCCGAAACGGUCAUCAUCACUGAAGUGACUCGCAUCGUCGAGGAAGGUAAGAAGGAGCCAGCAUUCCCUGGAGAACCUGGUGCUGAAACACAACAGCCCACCAAGCUUCCAAGCAGAGAAGGCACACCUGGAAAGGAGCCCCCUCCGACAAUCUUUGGCUGGAAGGAGACACCUGAGAAGCCAGAAGCCGAUGACAAGGAACUUGGCAAGAAAGAGAAGUGCAAGCCAGAGAAGCCAUUUGACAAGCCACAUGACCAGAAAGAACCUGAAACAGUUAUCAUCACUGAAGUGACUCGCAUCAUCCAGGAAGGUGAAAAGUUAACUGGGUUGCCUGGAGAGGCUAAAGUUGAAAUGCAAGAGCCUACCGAGCUUCCAAGCAGAGAAGGCACACCUGGAAAGGAGCACACGUCGACUGUCUUUGGCUGGAAGGAGACAUCUGUGAAGCCGGAACAUGAAGACAAGGAGCCUGGUAAGAAAAAGAAGGGCAAGCCAAAGAAGCCAUCCGAUGAGCCACGUGAGCAGAGAGAACCCGAAACAGUCAUCAUCACUGAAGUGACUCACAUCAUCGAGGAAGGUAAGAAGGAGCCAGCAUUCCCUGGAGAACCUGGUGCUGAAACGCAAGAGCUCACCAAGCUUCCAAGCAGGGAAGGCACACCUGCAAAGGAGCCCACUCCGACAAUCUUUGGCUGGAAGGAGACACCAGAGAAGCUAGAAACCGACGACAAGGAGCCUGGCAAGAAAAAGAAGGGCAAGCCAAAGAAGCCAUCCCAUGAGCCACAUGAGCAGAAAGAACCCGAAACGGUCAUCAUUACUGAAGUGACUCGCAUCAUUGAGGAAGGUGAGAAAGAGCCAGAAUUCCCUGGAGAACCUGGUGCUAAAACACAUGAGCCCACCAAGCUUCCAAGCAGAGAGGGCACACCUGGAAAGGAGCCCACUCCGGCUAUCUUUGGCUGGAAGGAGACACCUGAGAAGCCAGAAGCCGAUGACAAGGAGCCUGGGAAGAAAAAGAAGGGCAAGCCAAAGAAGCCAUCCGAUGAGCCACAUGACCGGAAAGAACCCGAAAUGGUCAUCAUCACUGAAGUGACUCGCAUCAUUAAGGAAGGCGAGAAGGAGCCCGGGCUUCCUGGAGAGCCUGGUGCUGAAACACAAGAGUUCACCAAGCUUCCAAGCAGAGAGGGCACACCUGGAAAGGAGCCCACUCCAACUAUCUUUGGCUGGAAGGAGACACCUGAGAAGCCGGAAGCUGAUGACAAGGAGCCUGGCAAGAAAAAGAAGGGCAAGCCAAAGAAGCCAUCCGAUGAGCCACAUGACCGGAAAGAACCCGAAAUGGUCAUCAUCACUGAAGUGACUCGCAUCAUUAAGGAAGGCGAGAAGGAGCCCGGGCUUCCUGGAGAGCCUGGUGCUGAAACACAAGAGUUCACCAAGCUUCCAAGCAGAGAGGGUACACCUGGAAAGGAGCCCACUCCGACUAUCUUUGGCUGGAAGGAGACACCUGAGAAGCCAGAAGCCGAUGACAACGAGCCUGGCAAGAAAAAGAAGGGCAAGCCAAAGAAGCCAUCCGAUGAGCCACAUGAGCAGAAAGAAUCCGAAACGGUCAUCAUCACUGAAGUGACUCGCAUCAUUGAGGAAGGUGAGAAGGAGCCAGCAUUCCCUGGAGAACCUGGUGCUAAAACACAAGAGCCCACCAAGCUUCUAAGCAGAGAGGUCACACCUGCAAAGGAGCCCUCUCCGACUAUCUUUGGCUGGAAGGAAACAUCUGAGAAGCCAGAAGCCGAUGACGAGGAACCUGGCAAGAAAACGAAGGGCAAGCCAAAGAAGCCAUCCGAUGAGCCACAUGAGCAGAAAGAACCUGAAACGGUCAUCAUCACCGAUGUGACUUGCAUCAUCGAGGAAGGUAAGAAGGAGCCAGCAUUCCCUGGAGAACCUGGUGCUGAAACGCAAGAGCUCACCAAGCUUCCAAGCAGGGAAGGCACACCUGCAAAGGAGCCCACUCCGACAAUCUUUGGCUGGAAGGAGACACCAGAGAAGCUAGAAACCGACGACAAGGAGCCUGGCAAGAAAAAGAAGGGCAAGCCAAAGAAGCCAUCCCAUGAGCCACAUGAGCAGAAAGAACCCGAAACGGUCAUCAUUACUGAAGUGACUCGCAUCAUUGAGGAAGGUGAGAAAGAGCCAGAAUUCCCUGGAGAACCUGGUGCUAAAACACAUGAGCCCACCAAGCUUCCAAGCAGAGAGGGCACACUUGGAAAGGAGCCCACUCCGGCUAUCUUUGGCUGGAAGGAGACACCUGAGAAGCCAGAAGCCGAUGACAAGGAGCCUGGCAAGAAAAAGAAGGGCAAGCCAAAGAAGCCAUCCGAUGAGCCACAUGAGCAGAAAGAACCUGAAACGGUCAUCAUCACCGAUGUGACUCGCAUCAUCGAGGAAGGUAAGAAGGAGCCAGCGUUCCCUGGAGAACCUGGUGCUGAAACGCAAGAGCCCACCAAGCUUCCAAGCAGAGAGGGCACACCUGGAAAGGAGCCCACUUCAACUAUCUUUGGCUGGAAGGAGACACCUGAGAAGCCGGAAGCUGAUGACAAGGAGCCUGGCAAGAAAAAGAAGGCCAAGCCAAAGAAGCCAUCCGAUGAGCCACAUGAGUGGAAAGAACCCGAAACAGUUAUCAUCACUGAAGUGACUCGCAUCAUCCAGGAAGGUGAAAAGUUAAUUGGGUUGCCUGGAGAGGCCAAAGUUGAAAUGCAAGGGCCUACUGAGCUUCCAACCAGAGAAGGCACACCUGGAAAGGAGCCCACGUCGACUGUCUUUGGCUGGAAGGAGACACCUGUGAAGCCAGAACAUGAAGACAAGGAGCCUGGUAAGAAAAAGAAGGGCAAGCCAACGAAGCCAUCCGAUGAGCCACAUGACCAGAAAGAACCCGAAACGGUCAUCAUCACUGAAGUGACUUGCAUCAUUGAGGAAGGUAAGAAGGAGCCAGUAUUCCCUGGAGAACCUGGUGCUGAAACGCAAGAGCCCACCAAGCUUCCAAGCAGAGAGGGCACUACAAGAGAGGAGUCUACUGUGAUUAUUCUUUCUGGCUUGGAAAAGAGCCUUGGGGAGCCAGAGUGUAAGAAGGCAGAGCCUGCCUGGAAAGUUAAGCCAACAGACAUUCUAAAUAAGGAGAGUCCCACCCAAGCAAGCAUCACCACUGAUGUAUCUUGCAUCAUCAAAGAAGGUGAAAAGGAGUUUGCACUACCUUUGGCACCUUCAGCUUUUAUAAGUGAACCCAGUGAUCAUGAAAGUGAGAGAGACAGACGAGAGAAGGUUCGAGGUAAAGAAGUUAAUGAACAACAAAGCCAAGGCUGGUUUUCUAGCUUGGUAGCUGCUGCAAAAAGCAUUACGUCUUGGGACAGCACUGAUGAUCAACUUGAUCCUGCUGUGCAAAACAUUGUUGAUUCUGAUCCAUCUCCAGUGCCGGUUUCGCUUCAAUCGGACAUUUUGGCUGACAAGUCAGAGCCACAGGUUGGUGUUUGUCAUGACACAACUCCACAGUCCUUUGAUGGUUUUGAGCGUGCUGUGCCUUCGGCUCCCUUUGAACCUGAGACCAGUUUCUCUGAAGAAUUGCAACCAGGUGUACAAGCUCCAUUUGAACCCAGGCUUAGUGAAGGACUUCAGUCCUUCCAUAGAGAUGUACCGAGCACAUCUGUGGGAGACCGCAGAAUUCUUGCGGAGCAACCCCAUCCAUCUGAUGUUUCUAGCGAGCAUGAUGAUAAUAUUUCAAUUUAUUCUACUGGAACUGAUGACUCGUUUUCUGUGUUGCACAGUCACCGGCCCUACGACGAGCCAAAGGCAUCCAAAGGCCGACAGAAGAAACACAAACAAAGGCAAAAGGGUGAAACCUUUCUGGUGGCCUCAGCAGUGUCAAGUCAUGCAGGUAGACGGUCAGCGUCUAAAUCACCAUCACCACCAUUGGAGCGUAGUGGGCAUUCCACAUAUCAAGACAGUCGAAAGAAGACCGACAGUAGUCAGAGUCCUCCACCGCCAGGCUUCAUAUCAGAUGUAUUAGGUAAGGCUUCAGCCACUCGGUGGGUUCCACAGGACUUGUGUCUUCACACCUCCUCAGUUGAGCGUCUCCAUCAGGAUGUUGUUGAUUACACAGUUCAGACACCAGCUCCGGAAAGGUCAGUUCGAGCCAGUGUUGAGAAGGUUGAUGAGUUAGUCAAAGCUGAUACGACCACGUCUCAGAGCAUACCUCCUCUGCCUGGACAACAGUCAAGCAUGGGCCAAAUGCUGUACAGUUGGAUACCCAGCUUCGGUGCUGCACCGCACACAGAAGCGGCUCCCGUAGUUAAAAGUCAGUUCAACAAAUAUGGCGAUGACAGCAAACAGAAAGCUGCGGGGCUCCAACAUAUAGACGGCAGCGAAGAGCCAGCCAAGGCGGCCACACGCUUUUCAGCUGACAUCACAGGAGGAAGGCUGGUGGAAUCGCCAUCAUCCGGUGUGGACACUGAAGGACCUUUGCCUGAUUGGCUUAUCGAUCCCAAAUGGCCUUCGCAGAUGACCACCGUCAUGAUACUGGUGUUCCGCCAGAUCUUCAUAAUUGAGAGGCUCUUGAGGGAAGCGUCUUCACUCCAAGGCAACGAUAGGCAGCGGAAGAUACAGGAAGCACAACAGCACAUCGACGGCAUGUCUCAACAGCUGUACGACGAACAGGUGUGUCAGAUUUUGGAGCUCUACCAUUUGGAGCACCCAGAGAUGGCAAGGCAUCAUGGGGAACUGUCAGAUCAACUUCAGCAGCUCGCACGCCGGCUUGACUCAACGGAGUUGCCAGCGCCUCAAGCAGAAUCGCCAAAGCCUGGCAUGGAUGAACAAAGCAUGCAGUUCUGGCUUGGCCUAGAAUCACUUCACGUGUGGAUCAGCGAUUUGCAGAGGCUGCUGAGCGUCCACCUCGACGCACUUAGCAACCCUGUUGUGCUCCAAGACCUGCUUCAGGAGCUGAGGCAACUUGUGGCUGAAACUGCAUCUCGGGAAGCUCAACUGGCAGACCUGGAGGCCCAGUCGCGGCUCCUAUCACCCGAGGCCAACCGAGAGGCUCUGGAGAGGUUUGCCCUCCUCCAAAGCGAACUUGGCAACGUGUACAGCCUCUUGGAAGAGCGUGCCCGUGCCAUCGAGGACCGUCUCCAGGCAGUCGAGCAAGAUAGGAAGGAACAAGAACAGUUGCUAACCUCCAGCAGUGAGGAAACCCUCCCAAGACGGCAGUUCAUUCAGGAACUGAACCAGUCUUUGCAAGACCAUGAGUGUGCCGUGCUCAAGCUACUGAGAAGCCCAGAAUCGGUGCCCCAGCAGGACACCGGAGACACUCCUACGACCGAACAAGUCCUGCAAGAAGUGCACCGUGCCAGGCAGCCCUCCACAGACACCGCUACGCCAUCUUCUUGGCUCGACGAAGCACCGUCGGACUCAAGCCCAGAGUCCUUGCACAACACGUGGACCGAGAUUGUCUCCAGCCUGCGCGAGUUAGAAGAAGACCCCAGCAUCGAGCCACAGAGGUUCCGCAUCAUUUACCUGCGCAUCAUUCACCUCAUCAUCAUCUGGCGAAAGCGCGCAAGGAGUGCGCUGUCAGAACCUGCAGACUUUCAAGAAUCAUUGGAGCCGUUGGAUGGUCAGCUUGUCGAAGUGUUGAGGAUCGUGAGAAGGCUUCCGGGCUUGGUGCUGAGCCAUGGGUCAAGUCUUCCUUCUGAAGAACAGGCUGCGCUUAGCCAAGCCGGGAACGAGCUCGUUGCCUACAUCGAGAGUGCGGAACCCGAGAUGAGGGACAUGAUCAGCGCACGUCUCGCUCUUCAGCAGGACACGCGUAAACUUGAGGAACAAGCUUCUCGCCUGCUUCAGAAGGUCGACCAGGAGCUGGCGCCAGAGCUGGAUCGCAUUCGUGAAGGAGACCCCGACUGGAUCAGAAAGGUGGAAGCCUGGAUUGAAGCACUGUGCUCAGCGCGGGCCGAAGUGAGGGAGCUGACAAGGGCCACCGUGCCGUCUGCACCUGAAGACACUGACGUUGCCAGUCACACACCUGCUGUGGCGAGCCUUGCACAGUGCUCACACAGGCUGCAUAUACUAUGGUGCCAGUGUCAGCUCCUGGUGCGUAGGGCCCUGAGACAACAGGCCCUGCAAAACAGGCUGGCAGGCUGCAAGGCAGCUGCCAAGGCACAGGAAACCUUCCUGCAACCCCUGAUUGCCCCCUGGUCUCCCACGGGCAGCCCUCAGCAACUGAAGGACAUUGAGGAUUCCGUCAAGGAGGCACUACAGGAAGUCCAGUUCCUCGACGCUCUUGGAAAGCACCUGUCCAGCCAGAGUGAUCAGUCCGCUGAGGCUCCAAUGGAGGUUUCCCCAACAGACACGCUCGCCGAGGCCAGAUUGGCCCAACUUAGAUCUUCGGCUGUGGCGCUAAAGAAGCUCGAGGACACUACGAGAGAGCAGCUCACUUGGAUGCAGGAGCAUCCACUCUGGGAGCCCAGUGCCCCUACAUCCCUGGAGUCAUUGGAAGAAGCGCUGCGAUCUCUUGAGGACCUGGAAUGCAAGGCUCGCAUGCGAGUGCCCUACGUCCACAACCUUCAGGACCUGUCCAGGGAAGUCGUGCUAGGGCCUCACGUGCCUCCGGAGCAGCAGCCAGCGGUGCUUUUGCUUGUCUGGCAUGAGUACUGGAUGCUCCUGUCGAGGAGAACAGCUUGGCUGCGCCGCGAGGUAGCCCGCUUGCGUCGGACCAGGGAGGCGCUGGACAAAGCCAAUGCCGCCAUCACGACUGCUGAGAAGCUGCUCAAGGACAGCCAGCCACAGGCUAAACAACCAACGAAGACCAUUGAAUUGGCCAGGCACGUGCACGAGGCAGAGAGGAGCCUGCAGAUUGCUGUGGAAAAGCCAUCGGGUGACACGGUUUCCCUCGAAAGCCUGGAAACGGACACCAGAAAACUGAGGCAGCGGCUUAGCAAGCUGCAGGAAGGCCUGCAGAAGGCUCGUGCAAGCUGGUCAACUCUGGCCGACCAUUCUGACCGAGAUAACCUUGAAAAGGCAGUGGAAGAGCUGCUGAAUGCAACGGAACAAGCGGCGCAGCAUCUUCCAACGACAGACCUCCCCAUGCUUCAGGCAUGCAAGGAAGAAAUGGAGGCCUGCAAGCCUGCCCUGCUGUCGGCUUUGUCAUCGUGCCCAGCUGCCGACGAGGAAGCACGCCGGAGGCUGUAUGUCAUCCUCAGCCGAUGGCACAUCAUCAUAGUGCUGCUGUUGAAGCAGCUCAGGUCGGCAAAGAGGAGGGCAGGCGAGCACGACCGUGCCAUGGUGGCACGUUGCGAGUUGAGACCUAGCAUGGAAGCGACGCAGGCAGCUCUAAAGCAGGUCACUAGAGAGAAGCCCACAAGGCGUCUGCACAUUAGGUCCUGCUUGUACGUAAUUAAGUGGAUCAGAGAAAUGCUGAAGUCACAGAAGGCAGCUCUGGACAGCCUGGAGAAGAAGGGACAGGAUGUUGCUGCGUUGCGCAAACAGCACGACGCAAUGGAAAAGGAAGCCAGCAAGCGAAGCCAAAGCCUCGAAGGCGCCUUCGGGGAGGUCAGCACUUUCGACAACUCCUUGGACGCAGUCGAGUCCUUCCUCACCCAGGCCGACGACUGUCUGCAGCGCUACUUGAACUGCUCGCCCGAGCUGUACGCCAGCUACCUGCCAGCGCUCGAGGCUUUGGGCCAGACACUGGAGAAACAGGAGAGACCACUGCUGGGUAGUCUAGAGGCUGCUCAGGCAAACCUGACCGACAGUGAUGGACGCAAGCCUGAGAAGACAUCGCUGGAGAAAGUUCGGCAACUGCGGGACAGGUGGCACCAACUCAAGGAGAAGACGUCUCAGCUGCACCGGGAAAUGCUUCAGCUGCACUCACUCUGGUUACUGUGGCUGACGGCGGAGGAGAAGCUUGUCAACUUGGCGUUGAAGACAGCUCACGAAGAGGACACCGGGGGAGGCGCCGAGCUUAGCUACGCCCAGGCAGCAGCGAGAGCAGACGUUCGCUCCGCUCUGAGAGAUCUCACCUCCGCAGACAUUUCCAGCCAACUCCUGGACCCCUCACCGCUGAAAGCAAGGAUCAACGCCCUACAAGCUUCCGCACCAGCGCUCAUGGAGCCGCGGUCGGCAUCGCAUCGCCACUGCGACUGGUCAGCCUUGGGCUUCGCCGCACACCCGGCAAAACUUGAGCAGGAACUCAAACAGCUGGAGAAGGUGCUCCCAAGAGAACCCGGAAGUGACUGGAGUGUAGAGAAGCUGCACGACCUGUGUGCUAAGCUAGAGAAACUGUCCCGAGACGUGAUUCCACUGGGCGUCAACCUUCACUGCAUCCGGACUGACAACUCCGAUGACCUCCUUCGGCGCUGGAGGCUCCUCUGCCACCGGCUCAUCGUUAUCUGGGGCAGCGCCCGAAGACUCCUGCUGCAGAAGGCGCCCCUGGAAGACAGCUGCACGGACCUGCUCCGGCUCAGCCAGAGGUCGCGGCAGACGCUCACCAGCGCAACAGGCCCUCCCUUCCAAGACCCAGCGACGUGCAGGCAGCACCUCGAAGACGUUGGCAACCUGCAACUGCGGCUGGCGACAUUCAAGCCAAUGCUCGCAUCCCUGCGGCAACGCCGGUCCACACGGGACCACGCCCAGUCUUGUGACCAGCUGGACGGGGCCAUGGAACAGAUAGCACAGAAAGCAAGGGCGCGGGCUGGAGAAGCCUGGCUCUGGCUGAGGCCCUGGAUCGCAUUCUGGACUUCACUGGACGUUGUCAACGGGCAGCUCUCGGCACUGGAGCAGUCGGAGGUGCUGCAGCUGUCAUCGUUGCCUGUGCUGGACCUGCGCUUCAUCUCGAUACUGUUCCAGCAUGAGCGGCUGGCCAAACAAUUGGAAGAAGUGAGGCAGCGCUGGAAAGCCCUGCACAACCAUGAAGAGCACCUGGCACGCGUCGCACCGACUGGACCGUGGCUGGACGAAGUCGUGAAACAGUCCCGCGAGUCUCUUCGUCGCCUGGAGGCGCUUGAAGCCAGGACAAGAGACCUCGAGAGGUGGUGCUCUCACUGGGAUGCGCUGAAGCAAGAACUGCACAAUCUCGACGCAAACAUGGCCGACGCGCUGCAAGACGCCCAGACUGCCACCUCUAGUUCUCAGCAGCCCUACUCACAGGAACUGGUGCCCAAGGAGAAGUUGGAUCAGCUGAACCAAGCCGUAGAAGCAACAGGCAAGUGCUUGGAUAAGGUGACAUCGGACUGUGUUGCUGCGGAAGCAGAAGCCGUGAAGAGUCACGUAGCGCAUACCAGCAAGGCUGCCAAGGCAUUGUCAGAAUGCGGAAGGUUCUCGCCCGGCCAAAAGGAGCAAGCGAGGAAAUGCCUGGCGCAGUUCAGCAGUUCCUGCAAGGAGUUGGACAGACAGAAGAAACAGACUGACGACAAGGCUGCGUCGAAACCAAGUGGCGACGCUGCUGAAUGGCUAAAACAACUGAGUGAGGAAUCGCAGAGGCACAAGGACGACUGCGACAGGCUGCUGCGUUAUGGUGAGUCCCUUGGGACUUUGCUCCUGGACGAAGACAUCAGGAAGGAGUUGGACAGCCAGCUUGCUGCCGUCAAGCAGUCAUCCAAUGAGGCUGAAGGAACGCUGCAGCAAAGCACAUUGAGGCUGAAUGGUGUGGCCGGCUUGCAGCAAGAGUUCAAUGUGAGAUUGGAUGAAUUCCUGCUCUGGCUCGAUGACAUGGAAGCAUCACUCAUCUCUACCAUCAUCCCAGCAGAAGCGCAACGAGAGUUGAAGCUUCUGAAUGCUAAGAAGCAAGGAGUGGCUGAACACAGCGAACCACUGAAGCAGCUACGGACGAGCCUCAGCGAUUUGCUCAAGUACUACCACGACCUCAUACCAAGUGCGGACCAGAACAGAGCAGAGGAACAGCUGGCAGACGCCGAGAGGCGUUGGCAAGCUUUGGCACCGCUGGUAGAAGAACGACGAAACAGAUUAAGUGCUGCGAAUGCCUUGUGGGAGGAAGUGAAGCAGUUGGCCGCCAAGCUCACGAAUGUGCGGACCGCCGAGGAUGCCCUUGCCUGCACCUUCGGCGACGACCUGGAGAGCCUCUUCCAUACAGUGGAGGCAUUGGAGCGCCUGCUACCCGAAGUGCAAGAAUUAGAGGUCCCACUGAACAACGUUUGCCGCCGGUACGAGAACCUGGUUCAGGACUGUCCGGUGGACGAGAGCCUUUACGCAUACAUCGACCAGUUGCGCAACGACUGGCUCGCGAGGAGGCACUCGGUGCGGGACUCUCUGGAACGCUACCGCGGAGCGGCACACACUUGGGAGUUGUGGGACAGCCUGCGGGAGCAGCUUGUGUUGUGGCUGACCGAGAAAGAUGUGGCUGUCAGCAGGCUUGAGAUGGGUCACAGCACGGAGGACGAUGACCCCGAGGCAUUACGACAGGAGCUCCUGCAAGGCAACUCCCGGUUCACCGAGCUGAAAUCCACUGGUUCAGAGGUGGAGCGGUUUGGCCUCCUGCUGGCAGGCAUUGCCACGGGCCCGGCGCUGGGAGAGCUGUACCUCUACUGGCAGGACCUGUGCCAGCGCGCGGGCGCACUGGCCGGAUCUGGGUCGCCGGAUGAGGAUCAGGAGCCAGCUCAACAAGACAUCGAACAAACUCAACAGCUAACUGGCACCGUUUCCCCACCAAUCAUUCCUUCUGUUGUUGGCGAGCCAAGCGAAGCUGAGCCAGAUAAGCUUCCCAUCGCUGGAGCCGCCUCGCAGAACCUCCACCAAGUUGUAAAUGUGCUUGUCAGCAACAUCAGCAACGUUCAGCGUCUCAGACGUAUGCGAAGCUCGUCCGAGAGCAGCGAAGCUGACGAUGAGUUGACUGAUUUGCUGGAAACUGUGGCGCCCGAGAAAGCCCUUGAACAAGAACAAGAACAACAGCCUGAUGUUUCAAGCGUGGAAGAGGCACUGUCACGUCUGGAGCAAUGGCUGGCAACGGUGCCCGACCAGUUUGGACCGGACAAGAUCCCAGAAGACCUCGAAGAACUGACUGCACUCGUUAACUCUCACAGUGACUUCCUUGACCAGAGCCGUAGGUACAAGCUCCUCCUGGACUGGCUUCAAGCACAGAGGAUCAGAGAUUCUCAUCUACAGAAGAGGCUCAAGGCCGCCGCUGUACAGUGGGACACGGUGUGCCAGAACGCAUGGAACUACCAGGAGCGUCUGCGCUGGGCAUUGCUGCGCUGUCCGCACUACAACAGUGCCCUUCAGCAGCUGGCUCUGUGGAUGAUCGCCACUAGGAAAUGGCUCAAGGGUCGGGACAAGGAUGCCAACCUGCCACCACGGCUCCUGGUUGCCCGCUACCGCCAGAUCCUGGUGCUGCAAGACCAGUUGCACCGGUUCCUGCCACGGCUAAAGGCACUGAACACCAUCCAAGAGUCCACGCCCACGUGCGAGGGUGACUCCGACGCCGAGCAGUCCCGCGAGCACAAGAAGACCAAGGAGGCGAGCGAAGUGCUUGCCCUCUUGCAGUCCCUGUUGGCACUGUGUGCGAUCCGAGCCAAUGCCCUUCGCAAGGACCUGCUCCAGUCCGACCUAAUACCGCAUGAUCCGAGCCUCGAAGAAGAGAUAAUUCCAUUCACAAUGGAAGCCCAGCAGUCAAGCGCUGCGGCCGAACCGCUGUUCCUGGCCGAGCUGGACGACGACCACGGGUCGGCGCGCCCCUGGUCUUCGCUGUUCUGGGGCCGCGUGGCGCGCACCGCGCUGCCCAUCCAGCUGCUGCUUCUCGUACUGCUGGGCGCGGCCAGCCUUCUCCCCAUGUCCGAGCAGGACUUCAGCUGCGUGCUGACCAACAACUUCGCCCGCUCGCUGGACCCCAUGCUGCGGUACCCGCAGGGACCGCCGCCCAUCUGAGAGAGUCGCCCGAUCGUGUCGUCGAACGACGCGCGUCCGCCAUCUUGUCUGUGCGCGGAGGACUGAUUCAUUGUGUCUAUAGUGGAUGUGUGCGGUGUGCUUAAGAGGGGGGAAAAAAAGAUGGAAUGCGUUCGCUCGAGUAUUGAACUCACAUCCGGUGAGUUGGGUGGUAAAAAAGAAACAAAGCGUUUGUCAAUAGCGCGGGUCAUUUCGAUUCCCUAUGCUGCAAUUGUUUGGGGAGUUUUAGUGAAACGACCAAACUGACAAGAACUUUUUGCAACAAUCGACGCUCAAAAAAUUGUGGCUGCUAUAUUCUUCUCUUACCCGCCGCGGUGGCUCGGUGGCUAUGGUGCGUUGCGCUACUGAGCACGAGGUCGCGGGUUCGGUUACCAGCCGUGGUGACCGCGUUCCGAUGGAGGCGGAUUUUUUUUUCUCUCUCUUUAAUCCACAGGGCGGUGUACUUGGCGGAACGGGCUGCUAUAAGCAAUUUUUUUCUUGGCCGGAAAAAAAAUUGGUGUUCGCAGCCAUUGUAACGCUAGGUCGCAUCGGGAAGUUGGUUUUAAUUUUUGUGUUUUUUUAAUUAGGUUAGUUCAAAUUGGGGAUAUUAAUUUUUUUAUUAAAGCCGCGCCUCAACCGACGUCACCGCCGCCACAUUGUUAAAGAAUUCUUUCGCACACCGCGCACGCCGAGAAUAACGCUUACCAUUACUCGACUUUGUACGGUGCGAUACAUUAGGGUGUUUUAGAAGACCGUGAAUACAGUGCUGCUAUUCGUUGCUGGUACGGACGCGGAGUUUAUACGAAUACGUAGACGCCUCGGAGCUGUGGUCUAUCGCGCGUUCUUAUACCAGCUCCUAGCCCUUGCAGAAAGCCGCGCCGUGAGCGGAUUUCCGGUUCGCAAAAACUCCCUAUAUCGUCAUUCGCCCAUUACAUUUAUGCCUUCUGAUACGCUGUGAUACGAGAGCAAAUGGGAGAAAAAUCGUUUAUCGCCCCGGUGUGAUGUGAUAGCGCUGCGGUAGCUGGUGCCUUUUAUAAGAGUAGCUAUACAUGUUUCAUAGGCUUCUUUUUUUAUGGUUGCGUUUUCCCGCAGUGUCCUCUCUAUACCUUAAUUAUCUUUUGUAGCAAACAUGCAAGAGCUGUUUGCGUCGUCCUCGUCACGGCAUAGUCAUCUUUGUUGACGUGUAUCCUUGAAGCUUUGGCAACUUUUUUUAAGCCUUAACCACGGGCUCCGGGAUCAUGAGCACGCUACAAUCUCGGAAGCCAUGCUUAAACAUAGCGGUAUAGCGCUUAAGAAAACUGUCACAGUUACGAAUGGUUUCUAAGCUCGUCCGCUUCUAACGACUCCGCUUUUUCGACUGUCGACUGCUACUUUUUCGACAUUUCCGCGCGACAAAGCCCUAUCGUGUCCCAGGGUAACGAAUUAUUACUUUUUUGUUUAUAUGAGCUCUUUGUAUAAUAGCAACUUCGACUCGCAAAAACCAGGGGUGGACUUCCGUCAUAAUUCAUUCUAUGCCAGCGAUUAAAGUCCGCCGGUGUGUAUGUGUGUUCAGCAGAUAUAUAGGAUGUUGUACUUAUAACUAUGUAGCCAAACAUUUAUCUGCAUUUCAUUUCGGUGACCUGUGAAUUGUGUAACUCUAGAUAUGCAGGUGGUUGUGUGAUCACCUGUGUUGACAAUCGCCGAGAUAAAAGAGCGGUGGAGUUUGAUCAAAAGAAGCGAAACUCGGAAUAUUUCUAUGUACUUGCUGUGUUGUUAGUUUGCUUGUUUCUGAAAUCGUAACGGCAAUGUCGUUGAGUGUACUUUGACGACGCGAAAUAUUCACUGUUGUACUUCGUUUUGCUUUUCGAAAGCAUGUCGCUAGUAGUAUAUUUACGUGUUGUUUGUUUGUUUUAGUACAACUAUCGAUAUACCCUGGGUGCAGUUGAAGCGAAAAGUUUCAUAUGUGUUCCUUCCCCCUUCUGGUGCUUGUUGAGCGUCGUUGAAUGCCUGUACAGAGAGCGAAUAAAGUGUCUGUGCCUUUUA
Messenger RNA from Dermacentor andersoni, 46020 nucleotides. The record is from RefSeq and is a predicted model, not a curated record. NCBI's taxonomy places the organism in Eukaryota, Metazoa, Arthropoda, Arachnida, Ixodida, Ixodidae.